This is a messenger RNA of Podarcis lilfordi (Lilford's wall lizard), 74599 nucleotides long. The record is from the annotation of a GenBank genome assembly. Lineage: Eukaryota; Metazoa; Chordata; Lepidosauria; Squamata; Lacertidae.
AUGACCUGGAGGCUCUCGCUUGUGGACCGCAGUAUGCAGGAGACCCGGGGCUUGCGCUGGAGGAGAGCUGUGGGGGUCGUCUUCUGCUGCACCUGCCUGCGGAAGCGUGGCUCCCCAGGCGAGGGGCUUGCCUGCCCCCGUCAGAAGAGAAGUCGCAGCUUUGCUCCCUGCUACAAGGUAAUCCCUGAUCUUUGGGAACUGGCGGCUGGUAUCUUAAAGAGAGUGAAAAACCAGGUUCCCUUUAAUCUGGAAUCCAACCCAGAUGAUCUGAAGGGGCUGCCUGUACUUACUCUGGGGUGAAGCGAAAAGUUUUGUAUCCCUCCUUUCCAGGACGGAACUUGUUCAUUUUCUUAGGCAGUGGGCAUUUCUUAAAUAGAGGGAUGUUGGGACUCAAUAGGGCUCCCUAAGCUGAGCUAUGUGCUGGACUGUGGCUGCUGAGAAGUGAGGGAACGGCACUCUGCACAUGCACAGUGACAGUCUCUUUAUUCCAGGCUUGAACUUCAACACUCAAAAUGCAAAGCUAAGUGAAACUAAGACUCACAAGAGUGUUAAUAAUGAGUGUGCAGAAAAUGACUUGCCUGGAGCACACAGAUGGUUCCCUGUUCUGCUAACAGAUCCUGAGAGCAUGAAGCUGCACUUUUGAGGCGAACGUCAGCCGGGAAUUUGCAUGUUGUCAUGCCUCUGAUAAUGUGAGUGGUUGCACAUACGCAAGUUUGUCUAGAACGGAGGGGGGUCACAAUUCAGCCACAAUUCAGAAUACAGCUUUGUAUGCAGGAGGUCCAAGAUUUAAUCACUGGCGUCUUCCUUGAAAAAUAUGUUGUGUAACCGUGCUGGGAAAGACCUCUCCCUCAAGGCCUUGAGCAAGUGAUGCUAGUUGGUGGUGCUGGGCUGAAUGGACUAGUGGUCUGCUGCCUAUAAGGCAGAUUCAUACUUUUGCAUCUGUGUGGGGAAGUGUGCCAGUGUGGGAGCUGCUGUAUGUCCAUGUGGAAUACAACGGAAUGCUAUGACGAACAUUUUGUCUGUGCAGGCAUUGUAGCUUGCCAGAUGAAACAAUCCCCUCUCCCUUUGCUGUUCUGGGGUGUUCUCCUGACACUCCCAUCCCAAGCCAAUUUUGGGAGGGGGGGAAGCCCCCUUUCACAAGUGGAAAUCCUAGUGCAAUGGAUGCAGACUCAUUAGGUGAAUCCUGCCCCAUGAAUUAUGUCCACCUAUGUAAUAGGUCAUGUUGACUGAUCUUGCAUAUUCACGUAUUUUCAAAUGAAAACAUGCUUUCUGUUUUGAAUAUAGGUACCUCCCCACUUGCACGCGGUCAGCACACGUUCUUCCACUGACACGCGUGCCAAAAAUGGUGCCAAAAGGCGUGCUUGUUUAGUACCAAGAAACCACAGUCAGAAUCUAUGCUUUGUUGCUGGCUUAUGAACUUUGGCUCAUUCUAAGUAUGGUUUAGCAUUGCGUGCAAACCCAGCUGCUUCCUUUAACCAUGGUUUGUUUGGCCACCCCCUGCAAACAAUGGCCAAGGUAAACAGGCAUGAGGCAACAGCUGCUGCAAAACAAACUGAACUUUGAAGAAAAAAACCGAGACAUGGUUUGCUUGAUUGCUGGCACGACAACUUGUGGUUUAUUUAACAAGCUUAGUGUUAAAUAACCUUAGUGUUAUGUGGGAGCCAGUUUGGUGCCUCUUCCUCCAAAUUCUAUGCUCAAGCUGUAUGAGUUGGUGCAUACAUUUCCCUAGUUUUAUUUCUUGAAUAAUUCACUAUUAUUCCAAGAUUCACGUUUAGAGAUGAGACAAGCAGCAUACUUCCCCUGCUGAAUUUCCACUGAUGGUGUACCAGUUAAAAGUCCAAGCGAUCCUGCCAGGAAAAUAAUGGCAACCCUAGGUUAGGGCAGUGAAGCUGGUGUGCUCAAAAAUGCAUGGCUCAUCCCCACUGUUCCAUUUGGCCCGUGACUUCUAGGGCUGGGUCUGAGAAGUUUUCCUUUUGUUCCUCUGCUUUCCCUAGGGAAGCCUCUCUGUUUACUGCUGAAUUGGAGCAAACAUCAGCUGGGUUUUCUGCAUAUUGAUGUUUGAUUCAGCUGUAAGCAGCAGGUUUUCCCAGGGAAAGCGGUAGGACAAAAGCAAAACCUCUGGUGCCAGUGCUGAGAAAUCACAGGCCAAACAGAAGAAAUUGCAGGGCAAAUGGAAGUCAGAAUGAGUCCUUAGUUGAGGGACUUUUGCCUGGGAGGGAUACAGGUGUGUCAGUGCUUGCUGAGCCAAUAUGGUACCUGCACAUGUUUCAAGGGAGCCAGGCUUGUCAUCUUUCCCCCCACUUGUGGCAGGCAACAAAGCAACAGGUAAACUUUCCCUAGCACGUGAGAUGAAAAACCUAAUUUGUUUAAUUUCUGCCUAUAUUGCAGCUUAGAAUAAUAGAAUUGUAGAGUUGGGGGGACUGGACCAUGAGUGUCUUCUAGCCCAAACCCCUGCAAUGCAGGAAUAUUUUUGCCUAACAUGGGGCUCAAACCCACAACCCUGAGAUUAAGAGUCUCAUGCUCUACUGACGGAGCUGUCCCAAGGGAUAACACUGCCUUGGGGGGAAAUGUAUUGACUGUGAGGAAAUGUGGGGUACAGGGGUGGGGGUGGAGAUGCACCACCACAGAACCAUGAGAAACAACCCUCAAGGGGAUGCUGCUAUAAGUAGGAAGGCUUAUUUUUGCAGCAUGAAAACUGGUAGAAGCCCAGGGAAUUUUGGAACCUGAAAUUCUCUUCCUUCAAAGUAAUCAUUGAUCAUAAUGUACUGUUUUUUUAUUGUUUUAUUAUUUUAUUAUUGCCAGCCAUAGGGAAAAGCAGACCUGACCUUAAUUACACACAGAGAGAGAGGUUAUCCCAAAAUGAACUAACAGUCAUACCUUGGAAGUUGAACGGAAUCCGUUCCGGAAGUCAGUUUGACUUCCAAAAUGUUCGGAAACCAAAGUGCAGCUUCCGAUUGGCUGCAGGAAGCUCCUGCAGCCAAUCAGAAGCUGCAGAAGCCCCAUCAGACUUUUGGCUUCCAAAAAUAGUUCGCAAACCGGAAUAGACACUUCCUGGUUUGCGGCAUUCGAGAGCCAAAACAUCCAAGUACCAAGGAGUUUGGGAUCUAAGGUACGACUGUACUGUAAUGCUCUCUACAUAGGAUUGCCUUUGAAGGCACUGCAGACACUUCCACUUAUGGCAACUCCACCACCACACUGGGGACUAGGCAGUUGGCCACAUCACAACAGUUUUGCACCAGUUACAUUGGUUACUUAUUCAUUUUCAGUUUAACAGCUAGUACUAACCUUUGAAGGGAAUUUUGGAGGACUGCCUGAACCUAUAUGAACCUGCCUGUGCCCUAAGAGGCUGUGCUCAGAGAGGCCCUACUGUCUAGCCCACCAUGACCCCUUUUUAGUGGUGACCCACACGUGAGAAUUCCCCACCACAGGAGGUGCGUCUGGCCUCUUCUCUUGUGAUCUUAAAGAACCCCUAAUUUAGUGUUAUUACUCAGCCCAGCUUCAUCUUCUUGGUGCCCCCAUAUAUGAUGUUUUUGUUGUGUUUAUUCAAUUGUGUGCGUGUGUGUGUGUGUGUUUUAAAAAACAUUUUAACUGUAAGCCCUCCCGGUGAUGACUUUGCCUUAAAGGGCAGGGUAGGAGUAUCCUAAAUAAAGACAUAACAAAAACCUCAUAUCAUUUGGCAUAGCGCAGAGAAUGUUUCCUUGGGCUCUGGGGUGGCAGGCUUCAGGGAAGAAAGUGAGGCUGUUUCUUGGUGGUUUGGCCAAGGCUUUGGGUUACUGCUGACUUCAAAUCCCAGCAGUGAGCGCAGCCCAUCACUUCAGCUCCAGGAUGACACAGCAUUUCAACACUCUAGCGAGGCCUUUGCAGCUGUCUUGGCCUCGGAACCAUCCUCAGAUUUAUGUGUCAGCUGCAUUGCUAGCAGACGCUGCCCCUCUACUCCCUUCCGAUCUCCAAAUACGUAAGAUCUCAUUCUUGGGCAGCCCAUUUUUUUGCACCCAGUGCCACACUAGGUGCCAGAUCACUUUUCCAGGCAGCCACGGAUCCCAGCUGUCAAUUUCUCCCCCAGCCAAGCAGCCCCCUUCCCGCUUUUAGCAUUUUGGGUGUACAGCAUGUUCCUGCGGCUUUUGCUUCUGCUGCUGGGAAAGAAUUCCGGGAAGAGGCUCCUUGUUCCUGGAAAUCUCAUGUAAGCUCAGCACUUUCGGCAACCAAACAGCCAAGGGGUGCUGUAAAUCAACAGCCAUAAAAGGGUUUCGGAGAGGGAGAGGGAGUUGUUGAAUGUGGGGCAAAGAUAUACUGGUGUCUUUUCCCUUCACUUGGUGCCCCUCUCAUUUGGUCCUGCCUUCUCAGAGACGCAAGAAACGGGCUUUAUGGAAUCACUGAGCUGAGCAGAACGAGAAGGCUGCAACAGAGAGCCUGGGCAGUCGGUUUGACUCCAGAAGUCCUGAACGCCUAUCUCUGAACGACACCAGUGCCGACUGCAGAUGUUUCAGUGCCUGAACUGAAACUUUUGACCCCUCUCCUGAAAUUGGCUUCUAGGAACUGGUGGCAGAGGGCAGCAAUAGUGUAUUAAAGCGCAGGUUUGAGGCAUGAACUGAGACGCUGUUGGUUCAGUGGUUGAGUACAUAGUUUGCAUGCAGAACAUCUCUUAUUCAGUCUCCAGCAUUCUCCAGUUACAAGGAGAUUAGGGAUGAUCGCUGGGGAAGUCUUCUGCCAGAGAUCUUGGAGAGUCACUGCCCUGCGGCGUCUGUAAGUGCUAAGCUAAAUGCACCGAUGAUCUGACUCGUUUUAAGGCCAGACGGUCUGCAUGCCAAACGUCCUCUGUGUACACAUCGCAAGUUCAGCAUGACCCGAGGCACAGAAGUGCCACACUGCCUUUUAUCCACAGCUCUGUGAAAUGUCUCUGGUGGGAUGUUGGCCUGUUGUAGGGAGGGCUCCGUCCCUUUCCCUACCCGUCACCCAUGUGGUAGGGAGCCAUGCAUGGCCCAGGGUGAAUUUUUACAGCCGCCUCUGUGCAAGGUGGCUGGAGAAGAGAGCUUCCUGUGAAGAGCUCAGUGUGGGAACUUGCCACUGCCUCAGCUUUUCAACACCUUCAAGUGUGUCUUAAGAGUCUUGUGCCGAAACCUGAAUCUUGCACCAGGUACCUGGGGUUCACAACUGGAUUGCCACAGGCUAGGAGUAAGGAUGUUGGAGAAUUGCAAUGCAAAAGGAAGCAGAAACCGCUGCAGUUUGUAUGUUCAUCCGUGGUCAGGAAUGGAAAUAUCCCAGCGAAUAUUCGUUCAUCAGGAAUGGAAAUAAGUCCAGUGAAUAUUCGUUCACCUCACUGUUGUUUAUUAAGUCUGCAUACAGUAUCUUAUUCACGACAGCGGGUUUUUAAAUACUGAUGAUAUUAUAAAACAGAAAAGCAAAGAAAACAUUAAAACAAUAAAAUAAUACUGUUUUGAUUUUUACACUGAAAUGAACGUAAGCUUACACGAGUUAUGUAAAUAGUUACAUCACCUACAUCUUCUUCUUCGGCGAUCACUUGUAGCCAAGUAAGAUUGUCUUCCAUAAACACGGUUUUAACAAUGAGACCGAAAGUGACUGUGGAGGCCGAUUCUGGAUCCACACGUCCUUCCACAGUGGGGACAUUGGUUUCCGGGAGAUAGUUGAUCACGGUGUGGAUUUGCUAAGCGUGCCUUCCUCUUAGCACAUUUCUCCCUUGCGUCCUGAGUUCGAGUUCGGAGUACCUUGCGUCUAAUAGCAGACAGCAAGGCAAAUAACAUCGUAUUUGGAGAAAGCCAAACAGUUGUGAUGAAGAUGGACCAGAAUGGGAACUGCUGCCUUCUUGCACCCCUAGCUGUGAGCCUCCGUGGGCAGGCUUCCCCCCACAGCCGCUUCAAAAUGAAGUAGUUUUAGAUAUUCUUUCUCAGGUCUCACCCAGUGGUUUGGUAAGUAAGCAACAAAGCUUGGGGUUUAAACCAGGUUCUGGAGCAUUGCACCAGCGAACUUCCAUUUUAGUUAUGUCAUGAAAACAUACCUAAGCAGACCUUACUAUAAGACAGCGUGACUGGUUUUCUGCUUUCAAAGAAAACAUGACCCUGUGAAUGGCUGCUUCUAGAUUUUCUAUUUCCUGGGGAAAGUGUUAAAAAACAACAACACACAAGUGUUUGGUUUUUUUAAAAAAAGAAUCUGAAUUUCUAUUGAAAGUUUUCAACACAUAAUACAAUAAAAACCAAACUAAUCUAAAUAAAAAUAGAGAAGAAAACAGGAAAAGAAAACAGUAAGAAAUAAAAGAAAAAUAGGAAAUUAAAAUACAGAGUCCUUUAUCAGGGACAGAUCUUAACCCUUAUCUCACAUAAUAUGGGAUGGGCCCCUCCCAACUCUCACCUGGGAGCUUCCAUUUCUUUUCACAGCCUGGGAGUUCUUCCCUUCCCUGCCUCUCACGCAGGAUCCUUCAUCAGUCAUCUUCCUGUAUUAGUUAAAAGUUUUGUUGCUCUGGCAGCCUGUUCCGAUAAGGUAGUUCUUCAAGAGAUUACUGCUUACUCCAAAAUCAGGGUGCUCUCGCUGAACCUUCUGUUUCCUUCAUCAGGAGAACGUGGAAUCGAUUUCAUCGGGACUCCCACUUCUGGAAUGGAUCCACAAGGGAUCGCGCUUUGAUAUCCAGAGGCCAGGGAAAGGUAGGAGAUCCCUUGCGAUUAUUCCUCCCAGGCCCCACGGCUCACAGAUCGGCUCCCUUUCAACUGAAAUGUGCUUAGGCAAUACCUUUCAAACUCUGCCUGAAGCUAACAACAUAUACAAUAAGGUUUUUACAGUCUGAAAGGGAGAAUAUUCAUGAAGUAGUGCUUAAAUGAACAGUGUUUUCAUGCAGCUUUAAAAAUAUAUAUAUUGAUCAAAAAUAUAUAUUUUGAGAGUCGUGAGCAUCCCCAGGGCACGAAGCAAAGUCAGUCCUCACUUGGCUGUUUUCCCCCUUAGGGUCCCUACACACACACACACACACACACUGAUGUGCAGUGAGAAUAUUCUCCUGAUAAAUUCUCCACAAACUGUCAAUUCCAAUGUAAGAACCAGUUUUACAAUCCACAUUUAAAAAAUCUAGUAAAUAAUAAGUCAAGGUGUGAUAUUGCUAAUGUAAGUAAUGAAUAAUGAUUUUUUUUUUAAUCCAUUUACAUUACUGGGUCAUUCACCAUUGGCAGUUCUGAAAUGUGAGCUACAGAAAAUUUUUUUAAAAAAUAGUUUAAAAAUGCUAUUCAUUUAAUUUGAUGAACAUUUGAAUUCGUAUGUAUUUCAACUAUAUGUAAUAGUCUUUUUUCUAUUUUGGUGUGACCUUAUUCUUAGCAAUUCUAUACCCUUGGCCAUACAGUGUGAUUUCUUUUACAGAAAGUAGUUUUAAUGCUUUGUAUACUUAAAGUACCUAGGCCUAUACAAUUAUGUGUAACUGCAUGUAAGGUGGUCUUGAUUUAAACAGUUGACGUUUCUAUAUUUUUACUUAUUUCUUGUGACAAUUUAUCAGUUAUAAUUUAAAUAUGUUGUCUGUUGCCUUGCUUGUCUAAGCAGAUCAUAAUUUGCAUUUCUGAUGUUAUGUAACUUGUCAUUACUGAUUAUUUGUGUUAUAUUUUCUGGAAAUAAUAGCAUUUAUUUUAAACUUUAUAUAGAUUUUAUUAGUGUAGCACUGAAAAUAUUCUACCAUGUAGAUAUGCUUAUUGACAAAAAGUACUCAUGUAGUGGACCUGAGUUUUUUUAUAUUCCUUUUACUUUAAAAGCUACAUUUCAUACAUACACAACAUAAUUAGAAUUCAAAAUUGGUGGUAAAUUGGUUAGUGGCAAGCUUAGUGAUUAACGUGAGUCAUUCGCAUUGAAUUUUCAAUUUCAACUUUGGGCAGAAAAUAAAAGAAUGCGAAUUCACUGCAUUGCCCCAUUGAAUAAAAGUACCUGUACAGUUUUUGGUUGCCAUCUGAACAAGUUUAUCCACGAAUAAACAUGUAUGUUGACUAAUGAUAUUAUUUUCAAUGCAGUAAAUCAUUUUCAAUGCAUAAAAAUGAAUAUUCCUCUAUUUUAAAUGAAAAUUCUCUAAUAUUCUCAUUAAUCGAGAAUAUUCUCGAGAAUAUUCUCCAAAAGAUUAUUCUGGAGAAUUUAACAUCACUACACCCACCCACACUUUUGAUAAUACAGUGGUACCCCGCAAGACGAACGCCUCGCAAGACGGAAAACCCGCUAGACGAAAGGGUUUUCCGUUUUGGAGGCGCUUCGCAAAACGAAUUUCCCUAUGGGCUUGCUUCGCAAGACGACAGCCCAUAGGGAAAUCUCAGGGACAGCGGGAAGCGCAGCGCGUCUUCCCACUGUCCUCGGACCUCCUCCGAAGCCUGGCGGCGGGGCGGGGACACCUCCUCCCGCCGCCGCCGGGCUCGGAAGGCUCCUCCGAGCCGGGCGGGGGGAGGGAACACCUGCUGCCGCCGCCCGGCUCGGAACGGUGCUCCGAGCCGGGCGGGGGGAGGGAACACUCUGCCGCCGCCGCCCGGCUUCGGAACGGUGCUCCGGGCCGGGCGGGGAGGGAAGACCUCCGCUCUGCCCGGCUUCGGAACGGUGCUCCGGCCGGGCGGUGGGGAGGAAGACCUCCCGCUCUGCCCGGCUUCGGAACGGUGCUCCGGGCCGGGCGGGGGGCGGGAACACCUGCCGCCGCCGCCCGGCUUCGGAACGGUGCCCGGCCGGGCGGGGGGAGGGAAGACCUGCCGCCGCCGCCCGGCUCGGAACGGUGCCCGGCCGGGCGGGGAGGAAGACCUCCCCGCCGCCCGGCCGGAACGGUGCUCCGAGCCGGGCGGGGGAGGGAAGACCUCCGCCGCCGCCCGGCUCGGAACGGUGCCCGGCCGGGCGGGGGGAGGGAAGACCUCCGCCGCCGCCCGGCUUCGGAACGGUGCUCCGAGCCGGGCGGGGGAGGGAAGACCUUCUGAAGGCGGGCGGGGGCGAAAGUCUUUGCUCCCCUGCCUGCCUGUCCCGGAGGGCUUUUGAAGGCGGGGAGCAAGACUCGCCCCGCCCGCCUUCAGAAGAGGUCCAGGACCUCUUCUGAAGGCUGGCGGGGGCAAAAGUCUUGUCCCCCUGCCUGCCUUCCCAGGGGCUUUAAUUGCCCCGGACAGCGGAGAAGUCCUCCGCUGUCCCGGGUGAUUUUAAAUGCCGCCCGCCAGCAUUUUAAGAUCGCCCGGACAGCGGAGAAGUCCUCCGCUGUCCCGGGUUUUUAAAAUGCUGGGGGUGGGAAGAAAGCCCUUGCCUUCCCCAGCCUUCAGAAGAGGUCCGGGGACAGACUGUCCCCGGACCUGGUCUGAAGGCGGUUUCCCUAGGAACGCAUUAAUUGAUUUUCAAUGCAUUCCUAUGGGAAACCGUGCAUCGCAAGACGAAAAACUCGCAAGACGAAGAGACUUGCGGAACGAAUUAAUUUCGUCUUGCGAGGCACCACUGUACUGCAAGCCUCAAGGUUCCUCCCAAGUCUGCUGAUAGCCUCUCUUUUGUGCAUGGCUGCUUCUGUUUUGGCUCCAUAAGCAGCAGUACUAAUUAAACCGGAAUGAGAAUACAGUGGUACCUUGGUUCUCAAACUUAAUCCGUUCUGGAAAUCCAUUCCAAAACCAAAGUGUUCUAAAACCAAGGCAAACUUUCCCAUAGAAAAUAAUGCAAAAUGGAUUAAUCCGUUCCAGACUUUUGAAAACAACCCUUAAAACAGCGAUUUAACAUGAAUUUUACUAUCUAACGAGACCAUUGACCCAUAAAAUGAAAGCAAUAAUCAAUGUACCACAGUCACGCAAUCAAUCAGUCAAUCAGUAGCUGAACUGGGUUCCACACAGUCACAAAAACAAAACAAAAAGCUGCAAAAACACAAAAUAAAUAGCAAAACCAGACAAACCUCAGCGUAACACUCAAAAUGGAAGUAUGGCACUCAAAUGAGAAGUGUAACACUCAAAACAGAGCAUGUUUGACUUCCGAAAAAGUUUGCAAACCAGAACACUUACUUCCGGGCUUUGCAGUGUUUGGGUUCCAAGUUGUUUGAGUACCAAGGCAUUUGAGAACUCUAUAGAAUGGGUCUGCUAGUGGAGAAGAAGCAGUGCCAGCAAGUUUCGCUAGAGGAUGCUGGUGGACACAGUGAGGAUAUUUGCUUAAGAAUGGCUGUAUUCUGGUCCGAGGUUAUAAGGUGCUGGGUAAAUCCUGAUGGAUGUGAAUUGCAUUCCGGUGUUCUUCAGCACAGCUGGUUAAUGAGGGCACUUAACGGUGGCGAAGCAAUUGCUGCUCCAGUACUGGCAAGAAAUAACAUUCAAGUUGUGCAAUGAACUUAGAACCUUACCAAGUUGGGACAUGCGAAAAAGUGGCUUUUUGCAAACAGCAAUCAGAAGGGAAAUAUUUAGACAUCUCAGUUCCAUAUAUGGACUUGUUUGUGUCUUUCUGUAUCCCUAUUCCCUCCCCUCUUUCCUCUGUCAAAAUUUUUAAAAAGUGUUGUUUGUAUUGUUUUUACAAUUACAGUAUUAUUAUUUUUAUAUAAAAAAAGAAUGGGACAAUUUUAUGGUAUAGAGUUAAGUAACAAAUAACUACUGUAAUGGUUCUAGGGGUUGCUCGUGCGUAAGCUGGUGCUUAUCUCCCCGGCUGGGUGCAAACACCUGGCUGGGUUGCCUAAGUGAACCUUUUCUGUCCGGACAGCCACUCACCCGUGGCUGACUCAAUCGCUGGCAGAAUCUGUCAGUGGGCGUUUCUUAAACUUCUUCCAGCAAAGAAGCUCUUUGACGCCUAGUCUCCUCCUACUCUUCUCUGCGCGAAAGCCUUCUGCGCAAGGAGGGUGUGGGCAACGGAGGACCCCUACUCUCCCCGCUGGUCCCAGGCAAGGAGUCAUGGGACCGCCUCGCCGCUUCCCCCAUCUGCCCCCCUUCUCCACUGGUGCUACGCUGAUUCUCUUCCCCAGAAGAUGGGCUGCUUCUCCCAAUCCCUGGACGUUCUCUGGAAUCCCUCUGGCUUUUGCUCUCUCCCUCUGGCACUGAUGGCAGUUCCCUGACAUCCGCCUCCUCCUCAGGACCCCCACCCCACCCCUGGCGCGAUCUUCCGAUACAACAUCCUCUCUCUCCUCGACUGACGAUGCGGGGAAUCCCCUGAAAGAACUGUCAUCAUCUUCUGAGGAUUAAAAACCAGCCUCCCAUCCGCUCGGAUCUCUUCCCGCUGGUUGAACCUCCCAGUCUGAUUCUUCUCCCUGGGACACCUCCCCUCCCUCCUCUUCGGAGGCAGGAAAACCCACAAAGUCCCCUUCGUCGUCUGUGGGUCCAAAUUCUUCCUCCCAGAAUCUAGCUAAUAGUUUGGGCUUACCCGGGAACAAACCAUGAAAUUCUUCCACCAGAUACCCGUCAGUGAUUGAUUCUGCAGGGACCCAAGUGUGCCUGGAAACACUCAUUCGCAUUGGCGGUGUCUGGUGUGUCACUUCCCCUCCCAGUAGUUCCAUGCCAUCGAUGGUGGUCACCUGCAAGGGAAAAUCUAGUGGCAACAGGUGGAGCUGGUGCUCCAGAGCGAAGUCUCUGCUGAAGAAAUUACACGAGCUGCCAGAAUCCAGCAGCCCCUCCACUUUGACUGGGUGCCCAUUUGGGAGUUCUAGCACCACUUCUAUGGCUAUAGCUGCCUUGGGAGGGUCAGGCUGGGGCACUUCUAUUGGUUGCUGGCCUGGCUGCUGCCCCUGCUGGUUGGCAGCCAGGCUUUGUCGUUUCCCUGCACCGGCCCUUCCUCUCCCUUCUCGUCGUGGCCUGCAGCCCCCAUCAUGCCUUGCCAGGCUUUUCGUUGAGGACAGACCUUUGCAAAAUGUCCUGGCCACUGACAGAGGAAACACUUCUUGGUAGUUUUCCACUCCUUCUUUUUCCGGCCUUCACCAGCGUUUGAAACUUCGCGCGCGCGCACUCCAUCAAUUUCCAUCGGCUCCACCGCCUGGGAAGGCUCCCUCGGCAUCUCAGGAAUGCGGUUGCCAUGGAAACGUUCCGCCCUUAUCUCCCGCUUCUCCUGAGCCCGCGCUUCCUGGCGUACACCGAUCGCGAGCACAGUCUUUGUGAGUUCAUCCAUCGACCGUGGGCAGGGCGCUCUGGACAACUCAUCUUUCACUUCGGGGUCCAAACCCGCUUCAAACAACAUUUGUACUGGUUCAGAGUCCAGAUCCCACCCGAGCUUGUGGACUAACAUCACAAAACGCGACCAGUAGUUUCUGACGGACAGGCUCCCCUGCUUGCACCCCAUCAGCUCCCUCUGUGUCACGCUUUGCUCAACCUCGCUGGAGAACAUCACGUCCAUUGCCUGGUAGAAUUUCUUAAGAUCUUUCAAUGCAUCAUUCCCCGUUGCCAUUAAGGGCCUGAUCCAUUCGCGCGCCCCAUCCUGCAGAUGUCCAACAAUAUAAGCCACCCUCUCCCCGUCAUCAGCAAAGUCAUUUUUCUGCAAUUCCAAAGCGUAUUGAAUUUCCAUUCGGAAAGCAUUGUAGUCUUGGGGCUUUCCACCAAACUUGUUUACCAGCCCCGGGACCUUCCUCCCUAUCGGGGUGGCUCUGACCUGUGCAUCCUGAGCCCGCCUCUCCUCCAGCCGUGCAGACAGGGUAGCGACAUGUGCCUCCAGGUCUCGGUUCCUCUCGACCAGACCUCGCACCAUGGCUUCUUGCUCUGUCUCUCCAGCCGGCCCUGUUUGGCUCAUCGAGCUGCCUCUCCGGGGCUGCAGACAAGCAACGUCAGGGACUGACGGAUUGCUGUAAUGGUUCUAGGGGUUGCUCGUGCGUAAGCCGGUGCUUAUCUCCCCGGCUGGGUGCAAACACCUGGCUGGGUUGCCUAAGUGAACCUUUUCUGUCCGGACAGCCACUCACCCGUGGCUGACUCAAUCGCUGGCAGAAUCCGUCAGUGGGCGUUUCUUAAACUUCUUCCAGCAAAGAAGCUCUUUGACGCCUAGUCUCCUCCUACUCUCUCUGCGCGAAAGCCUUCUGCGCAAGGAGGGCGUGGGCAACGGAGGACCCCUACUCUCCCCGCUGAUCCCAGGCAAGGAGUCAUGGGACUGCCUCGCUGCUUCCCCCAUCUGCCCCCCUUCUCCACUGGUGCUACGCUGAUUCUCUUCCCCAGAAGAUGGGCUGCUUCUCCCAAUCCCUGGACGUUCUCUGGAAUCCCUCUGGCUUUUGCUCUCUCCCUCCGGCACUGAUGGCAGUUCCCUGACAACUACUAUCACAGCUUUUAUUGAAUUGUGAAAGCUAUAGAAUGUUGGAUUCCGACUAAAUCGGACACAGUAUGAGAAAACGAUGUUUGAAACCGAUCGGAUUAGUAUGCUUAAAGCAGCAAUCCACUGCAGUAAACUUUCACAGAUUCCCCGGGGUCCUGUUUUUGCACAGCAUUUAGGCAGGAGGAGAGAUUGCAGCAGGCAGGCGUUUUGGAAGACUUCGAUUGACGUGUUAAAUAUGAUGGCUAAGGUCAAUAAGUCUGAACUGUGAGUUCAGUGUGCUCCAGGGGAGACAUUGGAGUUGUAUUUGUCAGAUUCACAAACUCUAUGGCAAACUUCUGUUGGGUUUGUUAUAUUCUGCUAUUCAAAGAAUAAAACAGGGGUGAGGGAAAUCCUUUGUACACACAAACAGGGCUCCCAUACACCCGGAAUUUCCCAGCUGGACACAGCCGGAACACAGCAGUCGGAAACAGUGUCUAGGAAAAUCCGGACGGAUGGAUGGCAACCCAUGCCAGAAGUCUAGAUUUUGCUUAAUUUCCUAAAGAAUAGUUCAGAAACUGCAAAAGAAAAUGGCAACCCUAACACAAAGCUACAUUUUGUUUCUAUUGGCUGUAACCGAUCAAUCUGAAAUGAAGUGUGUGUGCUGGCCUAUCUUGAAAACUGCCUCUCCCCCCACCUUUUCUUUUUUGCACAGAUUUCCACGUCAGCACUGGAGCUGGAAAUUCUGCCUUUUACUUGGCACAGAAUAUUUCUGCAAAGUAAAAGGCAUUGUUUCCAGCCAGCCCCACUCCUGUGCUGGAGUGCAGGGGGCUGGCAUUGCUGAUUGUGUACGUGUUUGGGUGUGGGAAUGUACAUAGGAGCGUGUGCAAGAGCGGGAGGUAGUGAUGUCUUUCUGUAAGAAUGUGUGUGGUCCGUAAGUCUAGGGUGUGGGUGCAUGCGAGCAUCAAACAUCCCAGGACCCAGUGCAUGGGUAAAUGGCUGGAAAAGGGGAGGCUCAUAGAUGUCUUACUGUCCUUCAGCAUACCUGACCCAUCCAAUCACCUCACCUCUGUGCUGCUGCUACUUUCUGUCUCUCUCUCUCCCCCCCCCCCUUCCUGACCACUAAUGACAUCAUCCAGGCGUAUAAUGAUUUACAAACAAAGCAGAACCCUUGUUCCGGUGACUAAUGACUUAAGAAACAGAGAGGAAUUAAAAAUUCAGUUAUGCAAAGUAAUAUAAAACAAAUAGAUAUUAAAUAACGUUAAAAGCAAAACAGAAUAUACUCUCAUAAAACAGUCUCAUAAAUCUCGACAUUAAAGUGCAAAGUUCCAGCUGAUUCUAAUAAAAUACAGAUUAUUCAAUCAUCAGCUGUUUUAAAAAAAUGUUACUGAGUAGAUUAAAGGAAUAAUAGAUUAAUAAAUGCUAAGACCAGAGGACAAUUUCAUAAGGGUAACUGGGAAAUUUCCAUCCAUAAUAAAGUGUGGAAUACUCAGAAUCAAUCAGGCAGCUUUGGGAAUUACCAGUUACAACUUGAUCCAUGGUUUUAGAGAUUCUAACACCCUCCGGUCUAGCACCUGGAAGACUGCUAUAUCCUGAAACCAAUCAAUGAAGUUCAGGUAGGGUGGUGCCUUUGUGUAAAAACCCAAAGUGGUUCUGGAGUUUUGCUCACGUGGGGGAUGGGGGCCCACCACUUGCAAACAGACUCCAGGGUUUUCCUUCCAGCCUAUGAAACUGAUGCAGAUGUCAUUACCCUUGUACUAAGUGUUUUGUGUGGUCUUUUUCAGCAAAUAUUAAAUGGUCACAUAAUUGUCCAACUAUCUAGGAUCUGAAUGCACACAUGAAGGGAGAAUGCAUGGUUGUCCUGCUUCUAACCUCCGUGUAGAUUGUUGUGUGAAAUUUGAUGAUGUGUCAUACGGGUCGAGGGAUCCAGCUGUUUUCGUCAUGUCCAACUACAUUGGAAUGGAGGGUAACUAGGAGGAGGAAUUGAGGUGCAGUCACCCUCCCCCUCCACAUUUGCAGUCUGCAGCAGGGCUAGGGAACCUUUGCCUGCUGGCCUCAUUCAGCCUGCCAGUCCUCUCAGUUCAGUCCACCAGACUGUCUCCAAGACAUAGCCAACAUUGUCUCUGCUCCGGCUAUUAGGUUGGUGUAGCAAAGCUCACUAGUGCUGCUUUGCCGGACGGUUUAGCUUCUGUACUGGUCACUGAGGAAGUUAGGCCCCUUCUUCCACAGCCAAUAUGGAAACCGACUGGGCUGGUGAAACAGAGCCAGCGCGCACUGCUUUGUCAGCCCUAUCAGGUAUUAUUUUCAGCUUCCCAGUGAAAAAGGGAUCCUUGCCAUAUAGCAAAGCAUGGAAGUAAAUUGAUCUGUGUGAGUAUAAGAGAAGUGUGUGUGUGUGUGUGUGUGUGAAUAGGGUGUGCAUCUGUGUUUCUGUUAUGUGUGCUUGGGAGAGAAUGGUAUGUGCAUGCAUUUUCCAUGCACACUACUGGUAGGUGGCCCCUGAACAUAGGAAUUGUAGAGUUGGAAGGGAUCCCAAGGAUCAUCUAGUCCAACCCCCUGCAAUGGAGGAAUCUCAGCUAAAGCAUCCAUGACAGAGGGCCAUCCAACCUCUGCUUAAAUACCUCCAACAAAGGAGAGUUCACCACCUCCCAAAGGAGACUCUCGAAAAGCUCUUAUUGUCAGAAUUGCACCCCCCCAAAUUUAGUCGGAAUCUCCUUUCUUAUAACUUGAAGCCAUUGCUUUGAGUCCUGCCCUCCAGAGCAGGAGAAAAUAAGCUUGUUCCCUCUUCCAUGUGACAGCUCUUGAGAUAUUUGAAGAUGGCUCUCAUAGCUCCUCUCAGUCUCCUCUUUUCUGGGCUAAGCAUACCCAGCUCUUUCUACCAUUCCUCAUAAGGCUUGUUCUCCAGAUCACAUUUACAGUAUGUGUUAGGAAAUAACAUAUGAAAAGGGCAGCAGACAGUGCUGGAGGUUUUUGCUUCUAUCUAGGUACAUCCAGGCAACCUCCCACCUGUAGGAAGAGCUCUGCCACUUGUUAUUUCUGCAUAUUUAGAUUUGGACACCACUCGAUGGAGUCGAUGGCAUCAACGGAUUGCCAAAGUUCUUACGAGGUUCAGCCUUUCCUGUUCUCCCAUACCAGUGAUAAACCUUUUCUCACUGUAUCUGGUACACCCUGCCACUGAAAUCUGCCACAUGACUGUGCUUCUGUUUUCAUGGAACAUUCAUUUCUCAUCUACUGCAAUCUGAGCUAGAAGAAAUUGUAAAACGAGGCCAAUCAUUUUUCACUUCAUAGAUUUCCAGAUAAUCGUCACGCGGCUCAUUUAGUCACUUUCCAUUCUCACUCCCAAUUUUCUCACCAGAGCAAAGUUCCUUCUGAUAUAAUUUCCUGAACUAACCUUAGGAUUAUUUCCUGUGCAGCUGUAUUCUUCUCCCCUGCCUGCUUCCUAACAUUUUCUCUUUUGGCAAGGCAUCCUUAGAUGCGUUCUCCUCUUCUCCAGGUGCUUUCCAGAUUGUUUGUUCCCCUGGGCCCUGACUCUUUCCAGAAAGACCUUAGGGCUGUGUUGUGCUAUCCACAUUCUGGCACGAAUGUUCCCAUCUCACUUCUGGACCAGCUCUGUUUACAUGCAGCCGUGCUAGUUUCUCCACAGAGUUGCCAGAGGCCUUGGCUGGAUGGUCCCUGGCAGAUACAUUUAAAGAUCUUUAAAAACUGGCUUUUGAUGGCAUCCCCUAAUAAAUGUAUUCAAUUGUUGCUGUUCAUUUGUUAAUUGUACAGUCAUAUCUCUUGUUACGUUCAGUUCAGGGUACAUUCUUUCAGGAUACAUCCCGCGGCGACCCGGAAGUAAUGAAACGGGUUACUUCCGGGUUUCGCCACUUGUGCAUGUGCGCAGACGCUCAAAACGACAUCACACGCAUGCGCAGAAGCGGUGAAUCGCGACCUGCAGACGUGGGUUGCGUUCUGCUUAUGUUGCGAACGGGGCUUCGGAACGGAUCCCGUUCGCAACCAGAGGUACCACUGUAGUUCCGUAACUGUUUUCAUGUAACAAUAAAGGUUUGAUAAUAAUUAUUAAUAAGUUAAACAAUGUAUUGCUGGGAGCACAAUCCAGCAGUUUUAUAUUCCAGGGAGGUUCAGCAGACACCUUUCAUUAUACACUUUUAGCCACGAGAUAAAAACUUUCCUCUUCAACCCGGCCUUUGGCUGAUUGACAUCUGAUGUCCUUUCAAAUACAUUGAGGGAGAGGGGUUUAUUGGUUUGUUUUUGUUCUCGUUAUUAUGCAUUUUGCAGUUUUCAUAUUGUAAUUUUAUGUCGUGAACCGCCCUGAGAUCUAUGGAUGAAGAGCAGUAUUCAAACUUAAUAAAUAAAAUAAUAAUAAUAAUAAUUUCCCCAUGUCAUUGGUGCCAGCAUGCACUAUGACCACUGACGACUCCUUAGCACUAUCUACCAGGCUAUGUAGGUGAUGUGCAUCAACCGCAAUCUUCACGCCAGGCAGGCAGUGUACCCUGCUGUCUGUAUGCCCAUCAAAAACCCUACGAUCUACCAAAGGUAAAGGUAAAGGUAAAGGGACCCCUGACCAUUAGGUCCAGUCGUGGCCGACUCUGGGGUUGCGGCGCUCAUCUCGCUUUAUUGGCCGAGGGAGCCGGCGUACAGCUUCCGGGUCAUGUGGCCAGCAUGACUAAGCCGCUUCUGGCGAACCAGAGCAGCACACGGAAACGCUGUUUACCUUCCCGCCAGAGCAGUACCUAUUUAUCUACUUGCACUUUGACAUGCUUUCGAACUGCUAGGUUGGCAGGAGCUCACCCCGUUGCAGGGAUUCGAACCGCCGACCUGCUGAUUGGCAAGUCCUAGGCUCUGUGGUUUAACCCACAGCACCACCCGCGUCCCAUACGAUCUACCUUAUUACUGUUCAUAUCAGCCACAGCCAGAAUCCUUCCAUCCUACCCCACCCCACAGAAGUAUCCUCCUCAUGAGACCAUAGCUUUUCAGCUCCCAAGGAAUGUUUCCCUCAGGAGGGAAUGUUUCCCUCUUCCUCAGACCAAUGUUCUCUUUCCGCGAGACCCUCCUUGACAGCAGGGGAGCUGUCAUCGUGGAAGUGUGACACAGCUGCAACAUCCCUGAGGCUCAUUGGACCUCAGUCCACAACGUCCGUUGAACAAGGGAAUAAUCAUACGUGGAAAGACACUGUAAGGAGCCGGAGUCAAGCAUAGAUCAGCAUUUUAAAAAACAACCCCAAAAAAGGUGUCAGUGAAGUUAACUCUUUAUUCAAAGAAACCAAAAUAGCACAGGCCUAGUGAUCCCAGCAGCUCUUCCCAAUAGGUCUUGCUCCAAUGAAGCAUUUGCGAGGACUGACGGUUCCUACCACACUCUAAGGCUCCUCCUCCCCAGGGUCUUUCUCAAGCAAGUCGCAAACGGCAUCUGUACACAACCAAUCUCUGCUCUUUUUGUUUCUUUGCAUGUUCUAGGAGACCAGAGGGGAGGGGAGCUGGUUGCAGCAAGAGGGGGAGACUCCCUGGAUUCCUCAGCAGCCUGUGUCAGCUCUGCCUCUUGCCCAGCUUCCAUUCCAGCCUCCGCUUCAGCUUCGGAGCCUGAACUGCUCUCUGCCACAGCCUCUUCCUGCUCACUAUACCCUGUUGCCCUUCUAGCUUUUGACACCUCCCCCCAAGUCUUCUCCUUCUGACCACUCGUUGUCAUCCCACCGCCAAUCCCCUGGCUCUGAGCCUUCUUCCCCUGGGGGUUUCAUUGGGGGUUCCCCAACUGGUGCCUCCCACCACUCCUCUGCAUCCGGCCAGCCCACGACAACACCUACUCGCAUUCUACUUGCAUAAUUGUUUUUGUAGUCCAAGUUGUUUGAGAGCUUAGGGUUUCUUUAGGUCACGGAAAGGAGGGGCAGGGUGGUGUGCCCUGGUUUCCUCCCCCUACUGCGGAACUCACACCUUCUCAGCCCUGCUUAGUAUAUUAUUGUUUUUUUAGUCCUGUGCUGCUGUAUGUAGCAUGAAGUGGUAGACCUGAGGUGGUUGCCGUCAGGGGAUUUGUCCCUGUGGAAGGUUAUAUACAUCAAGGCACCGAUCAACAGCCGGCAGGCCAGCUCGAAAUGCGAUCUUUCCUUCUCCAGCCUCUGCUCCCUGCCCCCAUUCCAUCUCUACUCUCCCGAAGCUGUCAAGUCUGGUUUUAUCAGGCUUACGAGCAACACCAGAUGCCCUUCCCCUGCUAGCUGGCAGGGUUUGAGGUGGCGUGGAAUAUUGUCAUGGCCUGAUUUUAAUUUAUUUAUUUUUUAAGAACAAGACGAAGGCAAGAGUAUUAGAGGGAAGGGAGAGGGAAAAGUUUGGCAAAGUUAAACAUCAAACUCUGCAUGCUGUGACCGGGGGGGGGGGUGAAUUGGAGGCUUGGUGCACCUGCCGUCGCACGGUCGAUCCCGGUCUGGGUUUUAUGUAUGUGUGUGUGUGUGUUUUGACUGGCUGUGAUGUCAAGAGGAGGAGGCGUGGCCGUUCCGGAGGCAGGUAGAUAAAGGAUUCACUAAACAGGAUCCCCCAGUUCUGAGAGUCGAGGCUGCAGCGGAAACUCAAAUCACCAGGGCCAGGUAAGCAGGCUCUCUUUCCUUUCUGCCUCUUUCCGCAGGCUCCACUUCCUCUUCCCGCUGGGAGUCAGAAAGGGUCACACUGAGGAUAACAACUUUGGAAGGGGGAGACGAAACUAUUUGAGGCAUCAAUAGCUUGAUCCUGAGUAGAUGUACUCAGACCUAAGUCCCCUGCCUUAAGUGGCGCUUCCUCCCGGUAUGUGUGGGUUGUAUUGUGAGAUCUCCACAACGUCCCGGUCUCUUUCUUUGUUCCUGCCUGUUUUGGUUUUGACGUCUUUCUUAAUUAUUAUCUACGGUCUACCAUACUAAUUUUGAAGCUGGUCGCUCCACUCCCACCCCCAGUGUUUAUGGCAACUUCUGCGUUUUUGUCUCAAUAUAGCAAGAGAUUGCCUGUUCUGAGUUUGAAAUAUAUGUAUAUUUAUUACUGUGUUUCUGGCUCUUUUGACUUUUUUUUUUUAAAUUCUCCUUUCACUUGUAUCUGUCUGUUCGUUAGAGUUCAGUCCUCUUCCUGUUUCCUACUUUACCUUGAAGCAGAAAUGAAAAGAGGACCUGAACAAAAGGAAAUGAUUGGGAAAUCACAGUAUAAUCGGUUUCAAUGUUUGUUUUCUGGGGGGGGGGUGUAAAAAUGGGGGGGGGGACAAUUCUUAGAGCAGAAGCUGGGGCAAAUUUUGAGCGAGAUUGCAAACUCUACAACAGGCAUAACUCCCAAACUUCAGCAACUAGUUUCACUGGAGAGUCACUUUAAUGUUUUUAUAUAGACAAAUCUGUGGAGGAGAUGUUUAUUUGUAGCUAUUGUGUAUGAUACCCAACCAAAUGUCCAGAAACAGUGUACCUCAAGUUCAGCAACAGUUUUCUUCUGGUUACCAGUUGCUGGGGUUGAGGGUAGAAUGAGUAAACAACAGGAGAUGGUUAUUGCCUUCAUGCCCUCCAUGUAGAUUUCCUGGAGGUAUUUGGGUAGACACCAAAAAGGAUGCUGGACUUGGGACUCAGCUACAUUAGUAAAAAAACACACCAGUGCUUUGAAUGCAUUAUAAACAUGCAACACCAGAUGGCGCUGGAGAGCAAACAAAAUUCUUUGCGAUUUUACAUAGUGGUUUUUUUCUUUAGUUAUAACGAUUUAAUUUCUGACAUAUUUAUAGCGUGGUUCCCCCCCCCCCCCAUGUGUAGAUCCACCCUGGGUGGAUACUUGGUCUGAUGAAGAAGAGCUUGUCUUUCAUAAGGGGAUAUUGGGUAGAGGGGCCCGGGAGCAAGAUCACCCUCAAAAGGGGGCCACCACUACCUGCUCCCAUGGUUGCAGAUGCUGCCCCCUAAACAGAUGUGCACUUGCUUCUAAAUUGCCAGCUGGGAGCAGGAUAGUAGCCUUCAUGAGGCUAGAUUUGGCCACCUUGCUUAGUUUAAAUAUCCCCCCCCCCCGCGUGUGUAUGUGUGACUAGUCCAGGGAUGGUGGACGUCAGAUCCAGGAGCCAGGUGUAACCCCUCCAGGCCUUUUUGUCCAGCCCCCCAUAACGCUCCUUAGGCCACACAGCCAUCCCAGGCCAUACAGGCCUUGCUGUCAACCCUCUUGAAGUGCUUUUGUCUGGUUGACAUGUCUUUAAGCUGCAAGGAUGCCUCUUCAUUGACUGUUUAGGGGAUGGAGAGGUGUUUGCAGGUGGGUGUGAAUGAACCUCUGGCUUUCGCAUGGCUGUAGUACAACCUGCUCUGCAAAGAGAAAAGACACAUCCGUUUCUUGCUUUACCAGCUUUUGUCUCUGACUCUGCCCACCACUAGUAUGUGGCCCCCAGGAAGGUUCCCUAUUAGACUACAUGGCCCCUCGUCUAAAAACGGUUUCCCACGCCUUGGCUAGCUAGAUGGAGCGCACAGAAUAAAUAAGGUUCCUGAUUUGGCUGCACAUAAGCAGUGCCGGAUUUACAUAUAAGCUAAACAAGCUAUAGCUUAGGGCCCCACUCUCUUGCCCCCCCCCCCAAUAUACUUCUUCUUAAUUGUAUUUCCCUACAGUGGUACUUCGGUUUAAGUACUUAAUUCGUUCUGGAGGUCCGUUCUUAACCUGAAACAGUUCUUAACCUGAAGCACCACUUUAGCUAAUGGGGGCCUCCCGCUGCUGCCGCGCUGCCGGAGCACAAUUUCUGUUCUCAUCCUGAAGCAAAGUUCUUAACCCGAGGUACUAUUCCUGGGUUAGUGGAGUCUGUAACCUGAAGCGUAUGUAACCUGGGGUACCACUGUAUUAAUAGACUUCUUAAUUGUAUUUCAGUUCAACAAUUACUUUGAUAAAAUACAUAUUUUGUUAUGUGCAAAUGGCUUUAGAUACCUAUUAGGUCCAUAAAUUACCAUAUAGCAUAUAUUCAACGCAAAAAAGCAACAAUUUGUUGUUGACAAAGGACAGCUGGACAUAUAAAGGGCCCCAUUACCUUCAGUAACUUAGGGCCUCAUCAAACCUAAAUCCAGCCCUGCACAGGUGAAUUAGCCACCCUUUGCCACUCUGUCAUAGGCACUGGUAGAUUCAAGGGUGGCAGGAACAACUUUUUUAAAAAAUUCCUUUUUUUUUACUACAACGCCAAUUGAAGCCAGGUGCAAAAUGGUGGCAGAGAGCCAAUUGCGUGCAGCACCCCAAGAGCCAUAAAGUGGAAUGAUCUGCAUAUGCAGAUACCCCAAAUCAUCAUCAUCAUCAUCAUCUACAUCUGAGUUACUGCAGGUCAAGAAUUCUACCGACUUCAUUUGGUGGGGUUGGUGGGAAGACUAAAUAGAAGGCUUUUUGUUGCUGUUAAAUAAUUGGGAGCCUGAAGCCCUUGCUGAUCUCCGUCUGCCAACACUUGCUGCAUUGAGUAGACACUCAACAAUCAGGAUGGUGGAUAAAGAGCCGAUAACAAGGUAGCCUUUUCUUCAUGCAGGAAGGCAGAGGAGAUGUCAAACAAAUGACAGCUUAUAAGGGAAUGAAGGUUUUCAAUCCAUAUUCAUGAUUGGGAGCAUGUAAGGAGUGGGGGGUAGUAGUAGAUCUGCAUUACCCAAUCUGGAGCAAGAGGCAUGUGUGAUCUUGCAUGUAUUGCCACUUGAGAACCUACAUGAUGGAAUUCAGAAAUGGUGCAUGAAAGUUGGGUGGGGGUGGGGUGGGGAGCGGACUACCAGAGUUGAGAUUCUUUUGUUUAUCACCCUGGGUGGCGGGGCAUGUGACAGGCCGACAUGGAUUUAUAUAUAGGGUGUGAUACAAUUUCAAGUUCAGUUCCAAGAUUCUCUGUUGGCCUGAUUUUGCCCGCAGAUUGCAGCCUGUGGUUUGGCUGUCCUGCUUCUUAGGGCCCAAGCAAGUGUAACACAUAAACAUAACUAACCAAAUCCCACCUGCUUCCUCCCACCCCAUUCCUUUCCAGAGAAGAUCCAUCAGCAGAGGUGGAGGUGAUUUGAGAGCAAAAGAGCUGCUUCUUCAUUCCAGAUCCCCUCACCACCGCACACUCCCCACGCUUUCCUUCCUAACUGGGGAUCCAAACACAUGUAGGGUUGCCCAAUCUGAGGAUUUGCCCGGCAUUGUAGGGUUCUAGCUCCCCUCCCAGGGGUGGAGUUAAAUUUCAAAGCGUGAAGCCAAAAAUCAGGAUUAAUAUUCGUUAUUUUUUACAAGGCCCUCUAACGAAAGUUCCUUGGGUGGCUUCCAACGUAAACAUAAUAAUCUCAUUACCGUUAAAGAAAACGAAACCCCAACAGCAACAACAUCUAAAUAACCAAUUAAAGUGGAAAGGGAGAUAAAGGUGCAGGACCAGAUCAAUUGAAAGAGAGAGCAGGGGUGUGUGUGUGUGUGUGUGUGUGUGUGUGUAUACACACACACACAUGGAAUAAAAAAACAUGAAAUGUUAUGUUGUUGUUUAGUUGUUUAGUCGUGUCCUACUCUUCGUGACCCCAUGGACCAGAGCCCGCCAGGCACUCCUGUCUUCCACUGCCUCCCGCAGUUUGGUCAGACUCAUGUUCGUAGCUUCGAGAACACUGUCCAACCAUCUUGUCCUCUGUCGUUCCCUUCUCCUUGUGUCCUCCAUCUUUCCCAACAUCAGGGUCUUUUCCAGAGAGUCUUCUCUUCUCAUGAGGUGGCCAAAGUAUUCUCUUCUCAUGAUGUGGCCAAAUGUUAUAGCAUGCUUUAAAAGGCCUGGAAAGCCUGGCAACAGAAAUACAUUAAAGUAGGUGCCAGGCAGGCCUUUUGGGGGAUGGUAUUUCAGAGCUGAGAGGCCGCUACAGAAAAGUCCCUUUCCCCAGUAGACAUCCACCCUACCUCAUGGGAAGAGAGGGGAUUUGGAGAACAGUGGGGGGGGGGAGCUGUCUUCCAUUGAGCCCGUUUCCAUUUUAAAGUUUAAACCUCGCGCCCUCUUUCAAAUAUAUUCACCCAGAUCCCUUUCUGCUCAGGAGGGGGAGUGACUGAAAGGAAGGAAGGCAUCAUUAAAAGCGGGCAUAAUAUAUAUAUUUUAAGACCCUUUGGAAAGGAGCUGAUAAUCUUGCACUGAAGAAACACUUACUUACUCAAACGAAUCACCAAGUGCUUCUUGGCUCCCUGCUCGACUCCAGAAGGAGCAACCCUAAAACUCCACACACCGCAUCUCAGAUGCUGAGCAUCAGAAGACCUGGCAGCCUGGCACAUUAGAAGCAUGCAUUUUUAGCCCUGUUGUUGGGGGAGGGAAGGGGUCAAGGCGGCAUGAUUUGGAGAAGAGCAACAGCAAGUGUGGCAAGUUGUUCGCUCUCUCCCAAUCUACCCGUUCUUUGUUCCCCCUCUCAUAGCAGCUCGUCUCUUUCUCUCUCUGACAAACCCCACCUUUGGAAAAGGCUUUUUCCACGUUCUUACAAACAUUUCUGUGUAAUGCUUCAGGCCUUAGAGUGGAACUGCAUGUUCCUUUGGCGAGUGUGUGUCCCCAAAGCAGUUUAGGAGGCAUUUGUGCAAGAGGACCAGCUGGCAGAAUGGGUCUGUUUGACCCUCUCCAAAUGCCCCUUUGCACAAAGAGCACAGAGGUCGGCGAGGCUGGAAGCGGGGCAUGUUUACUGAAGCAACGCCUCUCCUGGCUGCAAAUCCUUCCCUUGCAAAUGCUCCCCGUUCUCCCACAGUAGCUCUGUGGGGCAAAACAUGGGCCGACUGCGCUCCUUAAACGGUGCAAAUUCUGCCUUAGUCUUAGAUGCGCGAGGACCGGUUUUCCUUCGGUGACGAAGGAAUCGCCCAGACGCAGAGGCAUUCUUGCCUACAUUUUGACCGAACGUGGUUGCCAGGAUCCAGCCUGUGGGCUGCCAGUUGGCCGCUGGCCAGUUUUAGAAGGACACGGUGAUGAUUGGGAGAGGUACAGAGUGUUCAGUUAAUAAAAGAAAACCCAGGUGGAACCCAGCUCCCGCCGUCAAGUUUAAUUAGUUAAGACAGAGCACGUAGCAGAUUGAUCUGAAGUCACUGAGGACUGCCUGACAAAGGAGGCCGUUCUUUCCGAAGUGGUUCCCGAGUGGUUGGCCUCUGCCGUGGCCUUGUAAGCUGUCUGUCAUGGUGGGGUUGGGUUAAACUUUAAACAUAUUAACUGGAGCAUGGACUUGGAAGGAUAUCUGGAUUCUUUAGCAGAGGUAUAUUAAAAAGAGAGAGAGAGAGAGCAAAAAUUGCAAGCUUGUAAAAAUGCCAUUAGGAUAGGUUCUGGUGCGGGUUUGUAAAAUCAUUGUGGAACUGAUUUUUAAAAAAAUUGAUUUAAAGAUUAUGGCUUUUGAUACACAAGGUUCCAGUGUUAAUUCCUGUCACCUCUGCCUGAGUUGGCCUAGAGGGAGCAAUCCAGAAGUAGGGAGCUGUGCAGUUAUGGGGAAACCAGCAAGGACACCUCUCUGUGCGUCCUUGCCAUUUGAGCCAGGCAUUCGGAUGUCCCAGCCAGCAGCGUGUGGACACAGUUGCUCUUAAAGGUUGUGUUGCCCAGCUCUUAGGUGUGUGGAUCCUGAGCCAUGAAAGGUCUCAUAGGUCAAAGCCACUUUUUGUUCCUUCUGCCCUGCCAAAGGCCCUUUCGGCCUUGGCAUUUCAAACCUGUCCUCUCGAAAUCCGGUGGGCUGGUUUUAAAACUGCCGAUAAGGCAUUCUAUUGCUUCUUUAUAAUGCUGUGUUUAUUGUAGUAAUGACCUUAAGAUGAAUAAUACAGUGGUAGUGAUGGUUGUUUCCCUCCCAUUGAACUCAUUUGGGUUUUUUUUAGAUAUGCCAUUAAGAAAAAACAAUAGGGAAUUGAUCAUAGCCUUGUUAGACCAGCAGUUGUUUCAUUUAAUCCUGGAGCAGUUUAAAGCCUACCUCAGCCAGGAAGCUCUUUUGGCUAAACUCGAGCCGAUAACUGUCUCUCGGCCCAGCUUAUUUUACAGUUCAUGGCUACAUAAGGACGUGGGUGGCACUGUGGUCUAAACCACUCAGCCUCUUGGGCUUGCGGAUCGGAAGGUUGGCGGUUCGAAUCCCUGUGACGGGGUGAGCUCCCGUUGCUCUGUCCCAGCUCCUGCCAACCUAGCAGUUCAAAAGCACAUCAGUGCAAGUAGGUACGCUGCUGUGGGAAGGUAAAUGGCGUUUCCGUAUGCUCUGGCUUCCGUCAUGGUGUUCCAUUGUACCAGAAGUGGUUUAGUGAUGCUGGCGCUGGCCACAUGACCCGGAAAGUUGUUUGUGGACAAACGCUGGCUCCCUUGGUCUGAAGAGCGAGUUGAGCGCCACAACCCCGUAGUUGCCUUUGACUGGACUUAACCGUCCAGGGGUCCUUUACCUUUAGAGGUCAAUGGGGCUCCCAGGUAAGCAGGGUAGGGUUGUAGCUUUAGAAUGUUGUUGUGAAUUUAUAAUGGCUGUACAUCGCCCAGAGUUCCUUGGAGGAAGUGUGCAAUAUAUGUGUUUAUAAAUAAAAAUAAACUGUUACAUGUUGCUGUGCUUAGAGAGGGCAGAGAAGGAAGGAGACAUUUCCAGCAACCCUGCAACCACAAUUGUUGUCAAGCUUAGGAAACAACAUUAACUCAAAUACAUACAGUAUUGCUGAAUAUUUAUUUUCUAUUGAAUGCUUUAAUGCCUUUGGAUGCCACUCCCGGUACCAAAAAUCUUAGUAUCAUGGUUUUGUUGCGAUUCACCCACGCUUAGAUUAAACUUCUGUCCACACAGGAGUCCUUAAAAACAUAUUGCCCUGGAGAUUGUGUUGUGAUUGCACCGUUUAUCUUUUCGAAAAGGUGUCAUCAGCUCCAGCCACCGCAUAGGAGCACUCCAAAGGACGUCCCCUUUCUUCCUGUCCUGAGCUCUUAGUAAAGCCCUGGAAUCUUUACAUGAGACAAAGUCCCCACCCCACACAGGGCAGGUGGGGGGGGGGUGGAGAGGCUGCUGACCUGAGAUGCGUAGUGUGCUGGAAAGGAAAACAUGCCAGAUGGACACAUACGCAGAGGAAAGAUCACAAAUAAUAAAUGAAUGAUUAAGCUUCACAAUCAAUGGUCAACUUCAUUUUCCAAACCAGACAUUUUGAAGAGCUGCUUUCUGCAGGUCUCUCGGUGCACACUGCGCUGAAUACGUGCCUAUGGGCAGGGCUUUCUUUCAGCUGGAACUCACUGGAACUCAGUUCCGGCACCUCGCAGGUGGGCACCAUUGCCAUCCUAAGAGAACAAGGGAGGCAUUCAUGGCAAGCCCCGGCACUUCUUUUUCUAUAAAAAUAGCAGUGUGAAUAGGUAUAGACUGCUUUCAUCCAACAAAGAUUAGUGGCCAGCAUUGCUUUUUAAAGUAGCCUGCAUGUACACACAUACCUGCAGUAGUAAUUCGCGGCUUAAAAGAAAGGGGGGGGGAGUGAACUUGUGUUGGGUUUCCAUAUCUCAAAAAGUGAAAGAAAAACCAGGAGACCCCGAAAAUUGUUGAACUUAUAUUCUUUACAUAAAUGACUCGCCUAAGAUCCAGGACGAAGAAUUGAUGCUUUUGAAUUAUGGUGCUGGAGGAGACUCUUGAAAGUCCCAUGGACUGCAAGAAGAUCAAACCUAUCCAUUCUGAAGGAAAUCAGCCCUGAGUGCUCACUAGAAGGACAGAUCCUGAAGCUAAGGCUCCAAUACUUUGGCCACCUCAUGAGAAGAGAGGACUCCCUGGAAAAGACCCUGAUGUUGGGAAAGAUGGAGGGCACGACAGAGGACGAGAUGGUUGGACAGUGUUCUCGAAGCCACAAACAUGAGUUUGACCAAACUGCGGGAGGCAGUGGAAGACAGGAGUGCCUGGCGUGCUCUGGUCCAUGGGGUCACGAAGAGUCGGACACGACUAAACAACUAAACAACAACAAAGAUCCAGGACGAAGCGCCACCAUUUGGAACACCCCAGGACGUCAAUUCUGCCUUCGAAAUCCCAGUAAUGUCUGGGAAAAUCUGGACGCAUAGCAGCCCUAACUUGUAUAAAGUCCCCCUGCAUGGUUUCCCACAGGCAGUUCUUGCCUCGCUAUAGGCAUUUGCUAGUCUCUAUUUUGAAUGUCCACUCCAAUCAGAAAGUGGAGCAAGAGUUAGGAAGGCCUGGAAAGGCAAUGCAGCCUGGAUGCCUGCAUAAUCCAGAUGUUUAGCCAGGAAGGCCUUUUUGCCACAUUCCAUCACCAGGGAUGUUGACUCUGGCAAGGUUUCUGUGUGGGCGGCAGCUUCCUGCCUUCCCACUGUGAUAAGCCUAUGGUAUGGAGACAAUGCAGCCUAUCCUUGGAAGCAAAUACUAAUGGCACUCCAAAAUAAGCUUGUCUUGAACUGCACCCUUAGUCUUGCUUGCAAAUGAAAGCUUAUCUUGCAGUAGAUUGUUUUUAAAGCUGCCAGAGGUCUGGUAUACCUGAACUGCAAACCUAUAUUGGUUUUAUGCCAGUUUAAAGGAGCCUGGGAACUUCAGUUUGGUGAGGUUGCGGAAUAUUCUCUGUUAGAAAACUCUUAAGUCGCCACCCCCCACCCCAGAUCUCUGGUUCCCUAGGGAAAGGGCAGUUCUGUUGAAUCUGUUUGUCUUGUAGCUAUGCCCUUAGCUUUGUUUCCUGCCAUUGCCAGACACAACUGCCCCACUAUAAUCUUGGGACUCAGAGGAAAUAAAUACUUUUUUAAGGGGGGAAAGCCACUGCAUUUACACAACCAGGUUGUUGUUCCACGACAUCCGCUGCCUUUUAGACAAAAGCUGGUAGUUCCAAACAUUAUGUUAAUUAGAUUACAGAUACUUAGGCCGGUCCUGAUCGGAUUCAUGUUACAGAAGUCCCUCUGCAGACGAAGCCAGCCAUGAGAAAUGGAUGAUACCUUUGGGAAUAUAAUUACUGAGAGCAAGGCACAACUGCCGCACUUCCCAUCUGCAUCUUCAGAAAGAAACACUCCCCCUAAGAAGAGAAUUCUUGCUUGGAGGUUUGGCAGCUUCAUGAGACAGGAUCCAGAGUCUCGUCUAUAAUUAGCAUCUUGAGGGCUGGUUCAUACGUAAACAUUGCUGACCGCUCCGUGGAAUGUGUGAACUGCCUCUGUGGAGUUUGAAUAUUUUGCGCAUGAGUUGGCACCUGGAGAUAGCAGAGUUCCCUCAGCAGAAUAUUAUCUGCGCUCUCAAAGCAAAUCCUCACUUGUCAACGAGCGAGGGCUCUGCAGGUGUGAACUGGGCCUCAGAGAAAUCAGACUUCCAGCAUCCCUUGCGUAGCUUCGCCCACCAGAAUGUGGGAUGUGGCGGCGACAGGAGCAGCGACAGCACUCCUGUGUGGCAAGCGCACUCUCAGCAGCCAAUAUGCAAAAUGCACUGCACAUUGGAAAGUGGCACACCAUGCAAGUCGCUUUCACUGGAAAACUGAAGGCAUUGGAAGGUAAAAAAGAAAAAGAAAGAAAGAAGACUUUGACACCGUUUGGUUUGGUUUCGUAUGUUAACAGAUUGAGUCAUACCAUAAUUCCUCCAUCAAGUCAUGGUGACAGGCAGCGAGACUUUAAUCUACUCGACUUCACAGUCAACACUAUUCAGUGGUGUAGCAUGGGGGGCUGGGGGGGCAUGCCCCUGGGUGCACAUUUCUGAGGGGGUGCAACCUGCGCCCUCGUGACUAGCUCCCUCCAUCAUGGCCAGAGCCAUGGGGAGGCAAGCUGUGCCCGGGCCAGGCCUUCGGUGAAGAAACACCCGUGCAUGCCCCACCGCUGGGCCAGCCAAAAAGGAGAGGGGGGAGGGUGGCAGCAACACCCACUGGGGUGGGAGGAAGGGGAAUGUGGGAAAGCACUGCUGUAGCCACGUGCAUUGCCCAGAGCGCCUCACUGCAAGGACAGGAGGGCGAUGUGACACAGCACCGCUCCUGGCUUUGCGUUUCUCUGCCUUAUCUCUGCUCCCAGGUUGGGGCUAGUUUGCAAAAAGAGACUCCCUUGCAUUAUACCUGAAGGAGCGUCUCCACCCUCAUCGUUCAGCCCGGACACUGAGGUCCAGCUCCGAGGGCCUUCUGGCGGUUCCCUCACUGCAAGAAGCAAAGCUACAGGGAACCAGGCAGAGGGCCUUCUCGGAAGUGGCGCCCGCCCUGUGCAACGCCCUCCCAUCAGAUGUCAAGGAAAUAAACAACUACCUGACAUUUAGAAGACAUCUGAAGGCAGCUCUGUUUAGGGAAGUUUUUAAUGUGUGACAUUUUAAUGUAUUUUUAAUCUUUGUUGGAAGCCGCCCAGAGUGGCUGGGGAAACCCAGCCAGAUGGGUGGGGUCUAAAUAAUAAAUUAUUAUUAUUAUUAUUAUUAUUAUUAUUUAUAUUAGGUGCUGGCCAGCAAAGGGACUGACUAUUUCCCAGUCCACCAGGGGGGACACAGCACUUUUCCCGCCCCGGGUGCCAGCAACCCACACUACACCCCAGUCACUUUUCCAGCAGAUGCAACAUGAUUCUGCUUUGUGUUGAUGUUCGUCGCUUCUACGUUCAGAAAACCAUUCAGUGAAAAUAUGUACAAAAAGGGGGAAAGGCAACACACUCUGUGUGUCCAAGGCAUGUAGUCAGAGGGAGGAUACUUUCGGUCGGGUCUGUGUAAAGAAGGAGUGGAAAUUGGUAGUGUGAAUUGGUAGGGUGAACUGAGCCCGCGCCCUGACAGUGAUGGGGAAUGGCAGUUCUGAAUAGCUCAACAGUGCACUUCUGAGGUCAUUUCCAGGAAGGCAAUAGGGCAUGGCCAAAGGGACUGCUGGUCUUUGCCUGUGAAGAGAGCAGGGGCAUUUUGCCUUUAUUAUAGAUUUAGGGCUAAGGGGUAGGGUUUAAGCCUUGCUGCAAAGCAGCUGCCAACUGGCCUAUACUGGCUAGAGUCAAGCUACUAGGCUCCGGUUUAGAUCUGCAGAUUUCUACUUAAAUCUUAAGGACUUUGUGAUAGACAGGGGAUUUUUAUUUGAAUCCUUUUUCUUUUGCUUUUUUUGGCAUAUGCAUCUAGCUAUAUAUCUAUAGAAAGAUAUGAGGCGGGUUUGCUUUUUCUUGUGAAGAAGAGGGUUUCUUCAUUUGUUCAGUAGUUUUGGGGUCUAUUUGGGGACCUUUUGACAGAUUGGUGAAUGUCGUGGUGGCUUUCUUCAGUAGAAACGCACCGUUGUGCAGCUGGAGAUGGAGCAGGAUAUUUGCCCCUGCUUCCUUGGGGAUUUCUUGUCCUAACUAGCAGGGAUGCAGUUUUUGAAGGCUACAAAAGGAGCUCUGUGUGUUGGAAUGGUAAGCAUGGCCAGGAUCACUGGCUACUGAUUAUGUGGUGUCAUUGGUGUAAGUACAUGGAUGCUUCUGGGUAGGGUAACCUAAACAAAAAGACAUGACCCUGCCCAAGUGAGCUUCUUCACAGAACCAUAGAGUUAGAAGGGACCCUGAGGAUGAACUAGUCCAGCCCCCUUCAAUGCAGGAAUACGCAGCUGUCCCGUACAGGGCUUGAACCUGAAACCUUGGCAUUAUCAGCACUACUCUCUGACCAACUGAGCUAUCCAGGCUGAAGGCUUGCAGUGUAAAUUUUAGCAGAGGAAGAAUGAACAAGAAGCAAGGGUAAUGAGAUAAAAAUUUAGGGGUGCAUGUGGUUAUAUUAUUUAUUCAGUUAUAUUGUUUAUUCAGUUGUGGCUAUCUUCUCCUCUUCCUCUCUUCCCUCUGUGCUUCACCCUAUGUGGCAUUUGUGCUGCGCUUGCAACUUGUGCCUAAUCUCAGAAGAACUUUGACCCUCCGUUACUCUAUCUCUUUCCCCUGUCUGGGUUAUGCCACAAACCCUGAUGAUAUUUUCCCCCUCCCCUUUUUUUUGCUAAUAUAGGGAGAGCCGGUGAAAGGGCAACUGAUGUGCUGGGCUCAGCUUAGCUGCUGAGCUCAGAUCCAGUGCCAGGCUCCUGGUGUGGGUAUAUCAACUUGCUCCGCUGUGUCAGUGCUUGAACGUGACCCUUGCAUUGCCUCAGCCCAGCUGCUGACUCGGGUGCUGCUCUGUUGCCAGCUUCCCCCCCCCCCACCCCGAGCAGCUGCAUUUAUUGCAAUUAGCAAAAGAACAACAAACCUAUGGUUAUGUGAAACAUACCCAAUAAACACCCAAGACGUAACCGGCUGUACUUUUGAAUAAAUAAGGUAUACUAUUCGUUGUAUCACAUUGUAGAUUUCGAUGGAAGUCUCAUAAAGUACACCAAAAAAGCAGAAGACCCAGUGGAUCAGUUCAUUCUCUAGUCAGUUCAUGCAUAAGGUCCAUACAUGUAUAAGUGUCUAUUCCACCUGUCUGUUCAUAGAGUCCAGUAAUCCACAUGAAGGGUUGUUACAGUUCCACAGAAUCCUUUCGCAGAGUCUAAGACAAGGAUUUCCGGAAUAUUAGCCUUGUUUCGCCAUCCUAGGCUUCAUCAGUAGUACAGGCUCAUAUGUAAUAUUACAGGAUAGUGGAUCUUAUAGCAUAGUACUGGCUGCAACCAGACAGGUGGAAUAGACACUUAUACAUGUAUGGACCUUAUGCAUGAACUGUUGAACUUUAUGAGACUUCCGAUGAAAUCUACAAUUUGAUACAAGUACAGCCAGUUACAUCUUGUGUGUUUAUUGAGCAUUUAUUGCAAUGGCAGGCACCGGUGUGCUCCAGUGGCGUGCGAUAGCACGGCAGAAAAUCCUCUCCUUGGGAAUUCUGCAUGGAGCCUCCUCCGAGUGCUAUGCUUCCUUGGAUUCCCAAAAGUCCGAGUCACAAUAACUUAUUCUGAUAAACCGCAGAGUGCAAAAAUGAAAUACAGUCUAGAUGUCAUCCUUGUCAUUGUGUCAACAGAUAUUGGCUAAGGCAUACAUAGUCUUUCAGAUUACCCUGAAGUUUUUAUUACGCUUUUCUCCCCGGUGAAAAAUCCUAGGCAACUCAGUAGGGGGCAUGAAUUCCAUUUUAGUUUUACAGUACCACAAAGAACUAUUCCUUGCAACCCGUAACCGGAGGCUAGAAUGAAUUAAUAAAGGUUGCACCUCUUUGAAGCAACUUUGCAUUGCAAACCUGGGGAGUCCUCUUCCAAUGGGUGGGCACCCUCAGGCUGUGGACCUCACUAGGCCUGCCAAUACCAUUGUGGCCAAGCCACACCCAUCUGCUCUAAAUGUGACAUAAUGGAAUUUUUUCUUUAUUUCUUUCUUUCCAGAGGAAGCAGUUUGUAUUCAAAGCACUGGAGAAAGUACUUGGAAUACAAACUGGCUUUUCCUGCAGAAGGAAAAGAAAAAUGCUCUGUUUUUAGGAGCAUUUUCACCUUUGCUGGGAACUCCGAAGAGGCUGAACGGAAGUUACAGGGAGCCUCUUUGAUGUCGUGGUAGCCGUGGCAAUUGGGUGAUUGGCACAGAAUUAUAUCUUCAAAGGAGGCUCGUCAGGGGUUGCAGCGACCCCCUCUGAACUUUGACAGGUGUUUGAUGCCUGGCAUAAUUAUGAGGACAGAUGAUUGACAGGUGGGUGGUCCUGCCCACUUGCCAGAGUUGGCACACAGGGGGUGGGAGAGAAAUCCAGGCCAGACUCAGUAACACCCCCCAAUCAAUGGCUAUGCUCUGCCUCCACUGUCAGAGACGUCAUGCCUCUGAAUGGAAAUCGCAGGUGAGCAGAGGGCUGCUGUGCUCACCUACCUGCCGGUUUCCCAAAGGCAUCUGGUUGGCCGCUGUGAGAACAGGAUGCUGGACUUGACGGGCCAUUGGCCCGAUCUGGCAGGCUCUUCUUCUGCUCUUACAUCAUAAGAGGUCCUACAGCAGGGAUGGCCCGUGUGGUGCCUUCACAAAUGGUCUCCCUCUCUCCUAAUACCAGAACCCCGGGGUCUUCCAAUGAAGCUGAACAGCAUGAGAUUCAGGAGAGAGACAAAAGGAAAUAUGCUCCUCCAUAUUGCACAAGUUAAAUGAUGGGAUUCGCUGCCGUAACAUCAAGAUGUAAUGAUGGCCAGGGAUUAGACACAUUCAUGGCCAUCGAUGAUUAGUUGUCAUAAUGGCUAAAUCACCUCCAGUGUCAGAAGCAAUAUAUCUCUUGAGCACCAGUUACCGAGGAUCAUGAGCAAGAGAGUGCUGUUGUAUUUGUGUCCCUGAUUGGGGCCUCUGGUUUGCCAGUGUGAGAUUGGAUCGCUCUUUGGUCUGAUACAGCAGGGCUCCUCUUGUGCUCAGAUGUUAUUGGACUACAACUCUCAUCAUCACCAACCAUUGGCUAUGCUGGCUGGGGCUGAUGGGAGUUGUAGUCCAAUAGCAUCUAGAGCAGCGGUUCCCAACCUAUGGGUCCCCAGAUGUUGUCAGACUACAACUCCCAUCAUCCCUGACCACAGAUCAUGCUGGCUAGGAAUGAUGGGAGUCGUAGUCCAACAACAUCUGGGGACCCACAGGUUGAGAAACACUGAUCUAGAGGAAAACCACAUUGGCUAUCCCUGCCCAUGGUAUGUUGCUCAUCCACUUUCAGCUUAGAAGGAGUGUUGAUAGUAACUCACUUACCUUUGGGUUCAUGCCAGGGGAGACUGGUGUGUAUUUUCCCGCUCUUCCUUACCACACACAGUUUGAGAAAUCACUAGUGUGUGUUGUAGAAACAGGACAAGGAAGUAAACAGAGCUGAUAACCAAAGUAGGUUGGCUCCACAGUGAGUGUCUUUAAUGCAGAUUCAACACUAAGAGAAACACCAGGGUUGAAAGCAAAGGGAAAGCCCCAUUUAGCCCAGCUUCCUACUCAAAUUCUAGACAAUCUCCCCCCUAACAUACUGUCAUUUGAACUUGAUUUAUAAUGACAAUUAAUUGCCAGCUCGUGUCUGGUUCCAAUUCAAGGUGCUAACAGUGUUUAAAGCCCUAAAUGGGAGGCCCCAAAUAUCUGCUUCCCUACAGACCCUCUCAUAGAACCAGUUUUUAAUCUCUAGUGAUGCUACAAUUUGAAGGACCCCCCAGAUGCGGCUUAUCAACCUGGGAAGGUAGCCCAUCUAGGAGAAGGAAAACCUCCGCUGCCUUGUGGGAGAAGUAAAGGCUAAGAAGUAAGCCCUACACAAAUCCACUCUGGAUUUGUGUCCCCAAGAUGGUUGGAUGGCGCCUUGUAGGCCUCCUUCUGGCAACUCCUGCAGGAUUUGCUCUUCUUUCCUUUGGACCACAUUAGUGAGGCUGAGAGGGGGCUCUUGUCGUCUGGGCAGCCCAGGACCUCCAUAUCCAGUGCCCAGGCUUGUGCCAGGGGAGUUCACUUUGGUGCUGCUAAUGCAGCGAUUUGACUUCACCCCUGGAGGUUCACUCUGUUGUCUCUUAAGACAGAUAAGUGCACAGCAUGGGGCUGUUUAAGAACCCUUUGCAAGCAAUCCCUUCGGAAAUUGGAGGUGUAAGGAGCAGCAUGCGACUGUUCACUAUAGGUUUUCCACCAGCCCACGUGUCCCGAAUCAGAUCCUCAGCCUCGAAGAGGAGGGUUUUGUGCCCCCUUGUUUAGCUCUGUGCCCGUCCCCGGAGAGUGGAGGUGCCUUGCUGGCCUCAGUCCCUCAGCUCCCCACCUGGCCUUAUCUCUGCUCCCUCUCAGCGGGGGUUUGUUUUGUUAACACAAAACUGAGAGCUCUUGAACUUCUCUGCCUCACAAACCAGGGCAGGGAGCCAGUGUGGGAAUUUGCUAACCUACAGCAACAAAACCGCUCUCUGUCUUGGCUCCUCUCCUGCUCACACCUACUUAUAUGGGCCGAAUGAAUUGAGCAAAUGUAUGCAAAAGGGCACGGCCCACGUGGAUUUCCUUGAUGCGAAAGGAAGAUUUUGGAGGUAUAGGAGGACUCUGGAGGGAGAAACAGGUAAUGCUUUGAAGUAGAAGGCGCCCUCAGAAUGUAUGUUGAGGCCUUUGGCAAAACACUGGGGUGGCACGGGGUUGGGAAACAGAACCUUGGUCCGGGUGCCAACUUGGGAUAGGGAAAGAGUUUGGUGCCUCUUCUCUCCCUUGCAUUCAGUCACACACACACUCCUUCCCAUUGGCUUUUCCAGUUUACAAAACAGAUGCAAGGCUAUGUUUAUAGGUUUCACAUUGAUUGUGUGGUUUGGUUCAGAGAUCUCUGGGAAUGGGGCUGAAGAAGGGCCACUCCAGCAACUCGUGCUAAGCAAAUGUAAUAAGGUGUUCCUCCUCCGCAAUCCAAAAUAGGAACAAUGCUAUAGCAGCCACAGGUCCCAGAAAAUCAGGACUUUUCCUGGGUAAAUUGGAGCAAUCGGAGUAAACAGUGGUGGAGGUGGAGUCCCUCUUCCCCCAGCUUUUCCACUCCUGGCCAGCCAGCCCCCACCCCCAGCUGCUUAUGUUAUGACCUUGAGAUUGCUCAGAAACUUGCUCGACCAUGGAAAAAAGCCUCCCGAAGGGCGCCGAGCCAAAGACAAAAAGCCAAACAAAUUUGUUUGCAUCGCUCACCAGGCUUGCUCCCACUCCAGGGACAGGGGCUGGGCAUCUCAGGGCCUUGUCAAUCCAAGCUCUUUCCUGCGUAGCUCAGUUAACGCUGUUGUCGCCUUAUAUAAUUGACCACCUAAGGCAAAAGGGUGGGAGAGGAUUGCCCUUAAGGAGGGGGUGUCCAUCCCCAAGUGGCACGGAACUCGUUGGAAGGGACGGGAGCAAAUUGAAGGAUGUCAGUAUUUAGUGUUGACAUUGUUGUUCUGUUUUUGUGUGGAACUCCCAGUGACUCACCCCCCUGAAGCCUCCUAAUGUCGAAGAUGACAGGUUCUCGGUGCAACGUAGAAAGCAGAAACACAAGUGGGAAAGGGUCCACUGGUGUUUGCCUGAUGCCACAGGGCAGAUCAUAGCUGCACUGGGUUCAUUAGGCUGCACUUGUAGCAUAUGAGUGAUGGGUGACAGGUUGGUUAGCUGUAUUGCUUUGGAAUGGUGCAGCAUAGAAGGGAGUGAAAAUAUCCAAGUUAGGCCUUAACUGGAAUGAGCUCUAGCUGUAGAUAGAUACCAGCCAAAACUACUCUUUUGCGGUGAGCUAGAGAAAUGUGAGACAUACCAGGUUCUUGGCGUCCAUUGGUCUGAGCUGGUGCUAUCUGUUGGGAGUGCUUUACCUUCACACCCACAGCUGUGUUAUACUGAGCCAGACCUUUAGUCCAUCUAGCCUAAUACUGUGUACUUGAGUGACAUAAGCUCUUCAAGCUCCCAGUCCUGCUGCCUGAAAAGUGGCUGGGGCAACCCAGCCAGACAGAUGGAGUGCAAAUAAUAAAAUUAUGAUGGUUAUUUUUUAACUGAAGAUGCUCAGAAUUCGACCUGGGACCUUCUGCGCAUGACAUAUGCGCUCUCUGGCUCUUCUCUCACACAUCUGCUUGGGCCUUUAGACAAUGUGUGGUUCCCAUCUAGAUAUUGUUGGACUAUGACCCCCAUCAGCUCUGAUUGUUGGCAACGCUGGCUAUGGUAAGGUUACCAGAUUUUUUUCAAAGAAUCUGGGGGUACUUUUUUUUUAAAAAAGAGGGGAAAAGUUAUUUUAAAAUUAUUGAAAAGAGAAGUAGAAGUAAUAUAGUCUCUUCUGUGGUCUCCUCUGUCUCACGGCCUUCCUCUGGGCCCUGGCCUGCUCUCUUGGAGUGCUAGCCGCCAUGGAGUAGCCUCGGGUCAGGGCUGGGUUUGGUCACAUGUCCUUGGCCUCCUGGUGCGCUCCUACCUCUCCUCAGCUGCGGUGGCGGCGGCGGCGCAACAAGGUUGGGGCUCCCUUCUUUUUUCUCCUUCCUCUUUCUCUCUCUUCCUUCUCCUCCUUCUCCCUGCAUUGGCUUUGGGGGUUUUCCUGGCCCCAGAACACCGCUGGGCAGUCGGCCGAGUGGCCAGGCUCUCUCCCUCCCGGUUGAUUUGGGUCACGGGGGGGGGUUAGCAGUUCCCCCAGUUGACGCGUCAGGCGUCCCCAGUUCCCCCUUGGCAGUGGCAGCGGCAGUGGCAGUCUCAGCAGCCUGGAGCCAGCCUGGUAGUGCAGUUGGUUCUGGCUGGCUUCAGGAGCUGCUCACUGCUGUGGCGCCCGCCAUUUUACCUCGCCGGAAGUCCCCAUAUGAUGUGUCUUGUGCCAUUGAACCAAUUACACAAUAUUCAUUCCCUACUAAUAAAUCUACAGCACUUAAAAUAUAAAUCCGGGGACAUUAAAUGAAAUCCAGGGACAUUCCGGGGACGGAUUUUGUCCAGGGACAGAUUUGUAAAUCCAGGGACUGUCCCCGGGAAAGGGGACGUCUGGUAACCAUAGGCUAUGGCUGAUGGGAGUUGUAGUCCAGCAGUACUUUGAGGGCACCACAUUGGCCAUAUCUGCAUUAGACAGAGCUCUGCUUUGAGUACGGCAGCUUUCAGGAAUGGACUCUGAUGUUCUCUACCUGGGAGUUAUUUCUGGAGAUGGCUUGGCAAGAUGGAUUGCUUGUGUUCUCCAGGAAAGGGACAGGCACCUUUUUCGUGGUAGGUGAUGUGUGGGGAAGGCACCUGGCCGACAUUGCUGUCCUCAGAUUUUGGCCUGUUGUCGGCAUCCGUCUGUCUCUGGAGUGCGACAUGUUUUGUUGCAGCCGGGGCAGAUGAAGGUGUCCGGUUGUGCUUCUGCAGAUGCACCAUGGUGUUUCUUCUCUCUGCGCUCCUCCCAGUGGUCAUUUCUCCUCUGGUCACUGUUGGGGAUACACAACUUGACUGCCUGUCUUCAGGCACUGCAGUCAUCUGCAAUGGAUUCCCACUUGGCGGGCCCGAUCUUGCCAGUCUCCACAUCCUGUUUGCAGACAUCUUUGUAGCACAGAGUUGGUCUGCCACCAGGCCUGGUGCCUGAAGCCAGCUCCCCGUAGAGCACAUCCUUGGGGAUCCUGUCAUCUUCCCUUCUGUGGCCUGAAUCGCUGGUUUCUCCCCAGCCCUAUUUUGAAUGCUGUUGAAGUUUUCAUAUUUUGUUUCGUGGAUUUGAUUGUAAACUACUUGGAAUGCUUAUUUGGGCCAGAACGGCUUUGCAAGAAAAGACAUGAUAAAAAAGGGGAGUAUCUAUGCACCAUGGACCCCUCGCUCUGAGCUACUGCAGUGUGGAAGAGAGAUUCCAGUGUAGGUGAGGUCCCUGUGGUUUGAGCUGACACAAUAAGGCCACGAGAUUCCAGGCUAGCUGGCAACUGUGUUAAGUUGACGUAACACGAAGGGAAUGAACACACCAGGUAGGCCUAUGUAUUGGGUUCCAUGACCUGGGAUGCCCUUUCUCAUUCUAUAUUAUUGAAAUUUGCUCUGAACUUCUGCAACAGGGGAGAAAGAGGCCUGAGCUCUUGGGCCGGGCAGAUGAGCUCACAUCAGCUGACUUAGGAGAAAAAGAGUCCAGACUGGUGGUGGUCCCUGUUUUGUGUAAUGGGAGAAGGAAGUUUGAGCUGGCCGUUUGCACCCUGCUUGUCUGAGAAGGUGCAGAAAGGUGGUGGGAAGGGUAACCAUUUUAAUCUGAUUAAAAUUACAAGCGCAGUGCCAGUGCUAGUUGGUAGUUUUGUCAAAUGCUGUUUACUUAUUUUUUUAUUUUUUUUUUAAUUGCUAUGUUUUCGGUUGUAGCAGGCCAGCCUCGUACUGCAAUUUCCUCCUCUGCUUGCCAGCAGCUAUCCCCACCUCCCUCCAUUCCUCUUCACUCCCUACCUACACCUCUCCAGCUUUUGCAGAUGCUGCCUCCUGGCACCCAAAAUGAGCCAUCCUCCCUAACUUACAGUGUCCCAGAUACCAAGCAGAUGAGGUGUUUACAAGGGAGGGGCUAUUUGAGCAUCCUGCCUGGGAGAUCUUGAUGCAGAACUGGUUUGACCGGAAGCAAGGAGGCGUAUGGGCCCCGGGGUGUGUUGACCAUGUGUUUGGUGGUGAGCUGGGGGUGGGAGGGAAUUUAUGUGUUGCGCAUUCAUUUCACCUGCUGUUUGGGUUUCAUCACCUUCUAUGUUUUCAGAUCCAGGACCUGCCUUUAAUCUCAAAACCACCUCUCUUAUCUUCCUCCCUCUCCCUCAAUGUUUCUUCUCUUUCUCUCGCAUUCUGCGGUGGGCUCUCCCUUCUCUGUGAGUGAAUACAUCCAUCUGACCAGAAACAGGGAAAUUGCUUGGGAGAAAACUAGCAAAAUGUAAACGUUUUGAGUUGCAAGAUUGGAUGCAGCAACCUACUUAUGGAUAGCUAUUACCGUAUUUUUUGCACCAUAACACUCACUUUUUUCCUCCUAAAAAGUAAGGGGAAAUGUCUGUGUGUGUUAUGGAGGGAAUGCCUACGGGUGGCAUGCCUACAGAUUUUUCUCCUCUAAAAACUACGUGCGUGUUAUGGUAGGGUGCGUGUUAUAGAGUGAAAAAUACGGUAGUUUAAGAAGCUGCUAUUUGACAUAACAUUCAUAAGAACAUUACGUUUCCUUCUUAUUUUUUUAAAAAGCAGUGGUCUAGCGGCCAGACUCCAGCCCCUGUGGCUGGCCCACUGAGCACAUUAUAUAUGUUGGCAGUAGCCUAGUGAACUUUCAGAAGCUGUGUGGGGCUUGUGGAAGCAAUGAGCUGUGGCUUCAAUGAGCUGUACAGCUGCUAAAUCAGACCAAAUUCUGCAGAAAACAGAGUUUUCGUGACUUCUUGAGGCUUUGAAUGACCUUGACCCAGAAUUUGGAACAACUAGGCAGGUCUGAUUUGACUCAGAUCCUGCCUCAGACCCACACCUCAGACAUGUUGUUGUGCACCAAAGCCUUUUGCCUGUCAGGGGUCAGAAGUUCACUGGGAAGGAAAACAGCAAAGUGAAAAAUCCUGCCUUGUGAGUCUGACAUCCCCAAGUCCUUUAAUCUUUUCGGAUGUCACAGUCUUACUUCUGAAUAAUGAUUCGCCUUCAUCAUUCUCCACAGCUUAGGCGAUGCUGUUCCUGGCCACUCUUAAUAGCACAUUCUGUUUUAUAUAAAGGUCUUCCGGCAGGCAAUGCAUUCAUUAUUUCACUGUUCCCAUUCAUAGGUAGGACAGUGGAAUCUUCACUGUCAGUUUGCAGAUGGAAAACUAGGUCACCAGGUAGGAGCAUUCGGAGGCCUCCAGACAGGCUGGCGAUUUGAACUAAUGGUCCCUGGCUUUCAGGGCACUUCAUCGAAACCACACCCCCUGAGGACAGCUGGUAAGCUUUGAGUUCCUCAGUGCCUGGCGAGCCCUAAGUGGGGAAGCAUUUGUCUGUCAUGAGUUCAGAUCAUCACUGCUCAACCUGCCAUUUCCCCACUCAUUUCUAUAAACUGAGCACCAGCACAGUCAGAGAUGAGUUUAUAUGCAGAUUUGGUGACCAUUCAGCACAUAAUGUGUGAUUUAACAACUCACUUCCAUUAAAGGAAUUUUGGACCAGCAGUCGCACACCCAUCCAUGCCCAUCUCUUAUCAUUACAGUAAGAAUCUAAAGAUUAUUCAUGAAUAGGAGUCUUCAUAUCUGCCAUCAAAUAUUUUUUUCAGAGGAGACCUUGCACACAACCAACUGAGAAUCAUCAUGUGAUGGGUGUACAUGUGUGAAUUCUGCCCUCUUGCUUUCCUUCUAUGUGAUUAAGCAGCACCUUUAAAAGCCCUUUGAACAGCUGUUAAUAGGCAUCGGCACCCUGUGAAUUAAUCUCCCAGCAGUAUCUGGGCAUUUCGCAAUGAAGUUUACCUGUUCCCUUCUCAAUCACUUUCUCCAUCAGACUUGGCAACCUGGCAUUGCUAAUGGCUCCUGGAGCACGUUUGAGAGCGAGACUUAGCUGUGCCCAUGUUUUUCUCCAAGUAGGGCGAAUAGCAGCUUUGGGAAGGAAAGACAACUUUCAAGAAAUGACCUGGGGAGGAAGAGUGGACACCCCCCUUUUCAGCACUGCUGCACUGAGCCAAUUUGUACCUCCUCCUCUUCCCCAAGCUUCUUUUAAAUCUUUAUUAAAAAAAAUGUCUGGGAUUUUGAGCACAGAUCUGCCACAUCAUGUGUAGCUUGGCACUUUUUUUACAAAAGAGCAGAGAAAUUCGUGGAGGUUCAUUAAUCAACUGGAAUUCACUGUGAUUCACUCAAUGCGAGGGGUGGGAUAGGAAAGGCUAUUGGCUCCCUCCCUAUUUACCUGAAUGUCAACUGUUGGAAAUGGGACCCAGGGGCCUAUCCUGACCCUUCUUUUGUUUCUUCCGCUUGUUGAGAGAAUUAUUGAUCAUUUCAGUAGGGUUUUGCUAGAUGCGGGUAAGUGCUUUCUAGUCCAGGCAAAUGAACUUGAGCAAGCUUCUCUUGCUGUGGUUGGUCAGAGGCAUGUGGUUCAAGAACACGCAGGUGCUGUUUGCCUCAGAGACAUGGCACCUUUUUUCCACCCCGCCUGCAGCCUACACAAACCUCCAAGGGGGAAAAGGACCCAAGGAGUCUGGGGAGGCAAGAAGCGGAGGUGUAUGAGAGGACUCAAACGUGCUUGAGCCAGUAGAAAGGGGUGGGGUGGUAGAUCUGAGUCACCAGCCCACAUUCUGACUCACCGCUUUGUUUUGAUGGAAGGAAGCAUGCAGGAGGCAAAAGGGCCGGUUGGUGCCAGGUGAUCGCCGGUAAACGAAACAUGUAUUUGGUUUUUAGACGCAUGUUUCUUUCUUCAACAUUCGCUGGUGUUGACAGAAGCAGAACUCCUCUUUAUAAAAGGCAUAGGUGUGCGAUUUUUUUGAUAAGCCGGAUCAAACCGGGCGUUGUGAGUUGGUGAUUCAUCCCUGACUGGUCUAGUCCUGCUACAAUGGAACACAAGGCGAUCUUGGCACCUAUAUGAAAAAAUAAUAAUGGUGGUGGUGAUGAUGAUGAUGAUAACAACCACCACCUCCCGGAAGAAAACAAGUGCCGGGAAUUAGAUGGUGAUGUUGCUUUCCUACAGACAUCCUGACUGGAAGCAAGCUUCCUGUAAAGCCGAAACAAAUGUCCCCUGAGCAGCUAUUUAUUGCUUCAGCGCUCUGACUUAUGCACAGGCACAUUUCCAGGUGCAAGAGUAUAAUUUUGCAUAGCAAGGUUUAGGCCCAGCGUGCAUUAGAAGCCUCCCACUCCGUUGUGUCCCAUUGCCACCUCUCAGAUCUGCCAAAGGUGCCCUUUUAAGGAUACCAUAUAUGUGCCAGCAGGGCAUGAAGAGAACCAGUGGCUUCCCCACCGCUGCCACUCGGUCUCCCUCUGCAGAUUCAUCAAAGUCCAAACGUGCUAACCUUUUUGAAAGCCUUGUAACGCCAACCUUACUUAGUUUGGCUUUUGAGGCUCAGGAUUAAAUAAAUCAGGAAAGAACCUGGUGCAGGGGGUGGGGAGAGUCAUUGACUAGAUUGUAAACUUAGACUGUUUUCUAGGUUCUUUUUUAAAAAAAAUAAAAUUCCAACCUGUCAGGAUGUGGCAUGCUAUAACAAUGACUAUUUAGUGUAUUUACAUUUUGGCAGGCGCUGAGAGGUCUUGAACCUCUGUCUCUCCUUCCCCAGCUGCAGACAUCAGUCUGGUGAGAAUUACAUUGCCCAGAAUCUUCUUAGUUCACAAACCCUGUGAAUCAUGAAUCUUUUUGCACCUCCUACAGAGACAUUUGGGCAUUAUUAACACAUCUCCAGCUUUCUCAUUAACUUCCCGCAACCUGCUCUGGUCUUAACUAAACCACAGCAAAGUAUAAAAAACACUUUGAGGGUCAGUCCCCCCCUUACAAUUACCGUAUUUUUCGCUCUAUAGGACGCACUUUUUCCCCUCCAAAAAUGAAGGGGAAAUGUGUGUGCGUCCUAUGGAGCGAAUGCAGGCUUUCCCGGGCUUCCUGCAGCUCCGCGCCACCCUCCGGAUCCCGGCGCGAAGCCGCGCGGGGCUCCGGAGGGUGGCGCGGAGCUGCCUGCGCUCCAGGGCUUCGUGCAGCUCCGCGCCACCCUCCAGACCCCUGCGCGAAGCCGCGCGGGGCUCCGGAGGGUGGCGCGGAGCUGCCUGCGCCCCAGGGCUUCCUGCAGCUCCGCGCCACCCUCCCGAUCCCGGCGCGAAGCUGCGCGGGGCUCCGGAGGGUGGCGCUGAGCUGCCUGCGCUCCAGGGCUUCUUGCAGCUCCACGCCACCCUCCCGAUCCCGGCACGAAGCUGCGCGGGGCUCCGGAGGGUGGCGCGGAGCUGCCUGCGCUCCAGGGCUUCUUGCAGCUCCGCGCCACCCUCCAGACCCCUGCGCGGCCGCGCGGGGCUCCGGAGGGUGGCGCGGAGCUGCCUGCGCCCAGGGCUCCUGCAGCUCCGCGCCACCCUCCCGAUCCCGGCGCGAGCCGCGCGGGCUCCGGAGGGUGGCGCGGAGCUGCCUGCGCUCCAGGGCUUCCUGCAGCUCCGCGCCACCCUCCCGGUCCCGGCGCGGCCGCGCGGGGCUCCGGAGGGUGGCGCGGAGCUGCCUGCGCUCCAGGGCUUCUUGCAGCUCCGCGCCACCCUCCAGACCCCGCGCGGCUUCGCGCGGGGGGCUACGGAGGGUGGCGCGGAGCUGCCUGCGCUCCAGGGCUUCCUGCAGCUCCGCGCCACGCUCCCGAUCCCGGCGUGAAGCCGCGCGGGGCUCGGGAGGGUGGCGCGGAGCUGCCUGCAUUCCGAAGCCUGGUGCGCACUGAAGAGCGCGCCCGGGCUUCGCGCACCUCUCCACAAGCCUGGGGAGACCGGCUCGGUUCCCUAGGCUUGCGGAUAGCAGGCUGUUCUGGGGGCUGGGGUCGGGAAGCUCGGGCUUCCCCGCGCCUGCCCCGUGCCUGGGGAGGGAUUUUUUUUUUCUUUAUUCCCCCCCCCCCCAAAAAAAAUAGGUACCUUGAACGCACCUUGUUUUAGAGGGAGAGAACAAGAAAAAAAAAAUUUCCCCUGUUCUCCCCCUCCUAUGAUCCGGUGCGUCCUAUGGUCCGGUGCGUCCAAUGGUGCGAAAAAUACGGUAAUCAGCAUAUAAAUUUUAUGAAAUAAAUAAAAUAAAUAUCGUCUGGUGAUCCACCUAAAGUUUCUGCAUAAUGUAAUGGGAGACUGUAAUGUCCUGCUUUUAAAAUGUUUUUUAAAUUAAUUUUCAGAUAUAGCAGCAUACAGAGUCAGAAAGAUGAUAAUAUAAACCCCACAAACAAGAUGCAGUGUCAAUGUCCUAUUUCUGAGAGGCUUGGUGCCUGAUUGUCCUAUUUUCAGGAUCAUGUUUCUUCGAUGUGAUCCCAUUAUGCCUUUCCAGCAAGUUGUGUUUAUAAAGUGCAGCAGCCACAUAUUAAUAUUUUCUCCACCCUGCAACAGGGUCUCCAAAUAGGCCUAGCGUUCUCACCCACUGCGGGACCUGUGUCUAUCUUCUUCCACUUCAGUUUGCAGACUGGAAUGGGGGGUGGACCUCCCAUGAUUAAAUGUUCCUCCAUGCCCUCUUGCGUGUAAGAAAACAGCACUUUGGGAAGAACGCCCGGCUAGAGCCCCUUUCCUCCAACAUGCACAUUUUCUCAGUGAAGGGAGUUUUGUUGCGUGGUGGAGCAUUCAGUCGUGCGAACUUCCCCCACCUACAGUCUGAAGUGGUACAGUCCAGUCAGGCUUAUCACCUCGGGGUGAACUAGGAGGUGAGACAGAGGAGCCACACAGUCUUGUCAGGAAAACUAUUUGUGAGGAGGAGGGUAUUUUUGCUGAGCACCAUCCUGAUGUAAGAGCGGAGGCAUUGCUUGGGUAUUGGCAUCCACUGUACGGCGGCGCUUCCGAGUAUGGGGAUUCUUUGCUAGACUUCACCUCAACAGAGGGCAGGUGUGUGUUUCAAGGAACCUCUCUUGGCUUCGUUUGGGAGAGGGCCAGAAAUCUCUCUGGACUCUGGAAACUCUUACCAUGGAUAAAGGUAAAGGUAAAGGGACCCCUGACCAUUAGGUCCAGUCGUAGCCGACUCUGGGGUUGUGGCGCUCAUCUCGCUUUAUUGGCCGAGGGAGCCGGCGUACAGCUUCCGGGUCAUGUGGCCAGCAUGACUAAGCCGCUUCUGGCGAACCAGAGCAGCGCACGGAAACGCUGUUUACCUUCCUGCCGUAGCGGUACCUAUUUAUCUACUUGCACUUUGACGUGCUUUCGAACUGCUAGGUUGGCAGGAGCAGGGACCGAGCAACGGGAGCUCACCCCGUCGUGGGGAUUCAAACCGCCGACCUUCUGAUCAGCAAGUCCUAGGCUCUGUGGUAUAACCCACAGCGCCACCCACGUCCCGUCUUACCAUGGAUAGGGUUGCCAUAUUCCAAAUUUCCCUGGACAUUUCAGCUAUUUCCACCCGGACACAGUUUCUUCCAUAUUCCAGCUAUGUCCAGGAAAUUCCAGAUGUAUGGCACACACCUAACGUCGUGUGUGGAGAAGUGUUGCUCCCCACAAAAUGGCCUGGCAUGCCAUAUGGGGAGGCCUGGUGGGCCAAGUUUUGCCUGAGGGUUAGAGGCGCCAUCUUUGUAAUGGGCAGAGGAAACUAUAGAGUCUCCAUCUUUUGCCAGGUUGCUUGUGUGUCUUUUAGGAGACAGGCUUGUAAUAGACACUUUCCUGUUCACAUACUGUAGGAAUUGUGCCAAUUUUUAUCCCAAUUGUGGUUGUUGUUGUUGUUUGAAAACCCCUUUUUGGGCAGUUGAAGUAACACAUAUGGCCUCUUUAAAAAAAAAUCUUAUCUAGUAGUUUUCAUGGACUGUAUUGUGAUCCUCUUGGAAUCUCAUAAUUCUGCAAGCAUACUUUGCAAACACUGGAUUUGGGAGCAGGUGGAAAAUUUAGUGCCUUCUUUUGGUUAAUUGUGUUUCUCGUCCUUCCUGUUGCAAUGAUAAGCCCAAAAUUGUAGGGGUAGCAAGUGAUGAAAUCUCAAACCCAGAGGGUAUUUCUGAUCACCAGGGAGUAAGGUUUCAAUUCCCUGCAUACCCCCAUUUUUUUUACACCCCCCCCCAUGAAUAUCAAAACUAAUUUUAAAUUAAUCAAGUUCUGCUGUUUUGCUGACUGUUCGUAUUUUUUACAGGUCAUAUAAUUUUAGCUGUUCUUUGUGAGACGCUAGCACUUCUUCCCACGCCACCUAAACUGCGUAGUGACCUUUGGCUGCAUUGAUGCUCUGACCUGGGAAGGAACCCUGAGUCACUUUGCCCAGUUCUGAUAAGGAAGCGGCAGGUGAAGCGGCAGGUGGCUAAAUGAGGGAAGGAGGGUUAGGAGGAACCCUGGCACUGGAAUUUUUUCAUUAUUAUUAUUGCUGAUCAUUUGAAAAUCCAUCUCUUGUCUGAAUCACGUAAAAAACUGGUGACAAGGUGAAAAUUUGCCCAUGAACCUGGUGCUACAAUUGCCACCUGCCCUUGUGAGUCUCUUGCAGGGCAGGAACCAACCUACAAAGAGUCUUGUGGCACAUGAAAGGCUGGCAGAUUUAUUGCAACAAGAUCUUUGGCAGUAGCUAGGCUGGUUGAGAUGCCAAUGAUUAGUCUCAAUUGCAGUCUAAUGCAGAUUGGGCAAAAGCUUCCAAGGUUAGCUGUACCUGCACUCAGCGAUAUUUCUAGGCUUUACUCACCUCGUGUGACGAAAUCUCAUUUGCAUCAAUUGAUUGACAUGCUUGUAUGGUAUCCAUUUUCAGUGUAUUUUUUUUUAUUUAUAAUCCUAAUUUGUUUGAUAAUUCCCAAUCCCUGUGUACUGUAUAGUGCUUCCUGUGCAUAGCAGUGUUUCGAUUAAUUUCUUGGAUAAAUUGAUUUAAAAUCAUUUGAUUGACUGAAGAGGUGCAGCAGCUAUGCAAAACUGAAGUUGUUAGGCGCUAUGCUAGAAAUUAGUUGGAAGGUGAUUGUUGGCCUCAUUGCUGAGCAGUGAUUUGAACCUAGAUCUCCCAUCUCUGAGGAGAGCAGGCGUAGUUGUAUGUCCUGGGGUCAAUGGGAAUUGGGAGUCCAACAACCUCUGGAUGGUCACAGGUUACCCAUCCCUGCUCUUAAACCUUCUGGUCCCUUUGUAGCAGCUGCUCUCCUGCUCAAAAGCAGUCAUGCCGAAGUCAGGUGGAAAAGACAGGUCCCCCUGGCUUGAGGCACUUACCAUCUGCCUGCAAUUGUGAGGAGUGGCAUUAUAGAAUUGUAGACUUGGAAGGGAUCCUGAGGAUCAUCUAGUCCAACCCUCUGCAGUGCAGGAAUAUGCAACUGCCCCACGCAGGGACCGAACCUGCAACCUUGGCAUUAUCAACACCACACUCUAACCAACUGAGCUAUGCAGGCUGUCUCCAUUUACACCUUGAGAGCCUCGUGGUACAAUAAGGCUAAACACUGGGCUUUGUUUUCCCUUCCAGACUAUAAGUGGGCUCAGUGCCUGGAAAAGAGAAAGAAAAUGUUCCAUGCUAAUGUCUGCCAAGGCUAUCUACCUUUUCACUUUAAAGACCCAGUAGCUGUUUGACAUGGUCAACUAGGCAGGGCUGACCAGCCUGCUGAGGAGCUCUGAGGAAGCUGGACCAAAACCUCACAGCUAAGGCAGCAUGCAGUCUUUGUGUUGAGUCUUAACUUGGCUUGUGGUUAACCAUCUAAAUGAACUGGGGAUUCAACAAGUGAAAUUUGGAUCCUCAUCUCCAUUGGUGUUUGAGUCAUCUGUGCAAUCAACUCUCGGGUGUUCUGUAUGUGCUCCACCACUUGAUCAAGGUAGUCCAGAAUCCGGAAGAUGAGCUUGCUCUGUGAAAUUAGAAGGCAGAAUGAGAGCUUUGCCUAAAGCAAGGCAGGCAACCAGACUACUGACUAAUUGCAAUCUUGGUCAAACGGUUGGGUGGUUAACCUAGUGCACUGCUCAAUUCCCGUGCUGCUGCAAAGCUGCCAGAGUAAGUCUAGGGCUGGUAAAUUCCCCUAGAGGCUUGCCAAAGUCUUUGCCUGUGCAUUUUCCCAUAAACAUAGAUCAAUACCAUCUUGGCUGGGCUGGCCUUUAAUGUGUGGUGCUAAGCAGGCUAGGGGUACAUCUUUAAUUGUAGUAUUUUCAAACAAGUUUCGUUGAGUCUAAAAUCCCAAAUUAUGCAAUUUAACAAGUGGAAUUUUGCAUACUCCGACACUGGAAGAAAUUUAGCCUGGUGGGUAAGUCUGCCCUAUUGUAUUUUUUUUUUUUUAAAUUAUUUGUUUUACAAAUACAAAAUAUAUAUGAACAAAAACUGUAAAAACAAAUCUGCAUAAAGAGAUUCUCAGAAUCUCGAGACUUCCCCCCUUCCCCUCCAUAGGGUCCCAUUUUAAACAUCUAAAACUGCAUAUUCAUCCAUACUCCAAUUUUUAUAUCAAACCAUAUUAUCCAUAAUAAUUUUUAUGCUACAAAUCCUGCUCUUGUUUCCAUCUGCUUACAGUGGUCUCCUAAAUAACUUAUAAAAUUUUCCCAUUCUUUUAUAAAGUUUUUAUCCUCUUGGUUUCUGAGUUUUCCAGUCAGUUUUGCCAUCUCAGCAUAAUCCAUCAGCUUGGUUUGCUAUUCUUCUCUGGUAGAGACUUUGUCUUCUUUCCAGUUCUGAGCUAAUAGCAUCCAGGCGGCCGUUGUUCCAUACAUGAAUAGUCUUUUCUGCCCCUUUGGUAUAGCGGUACCUGUAAUUCCUAAUAAAAAUGUUUCUGGUUUCCCCUAUUGUAAAUUUUACUCAGGAGAUGGGGAACAACAAGAACAUGCUCAGGUUGCAACCCUUUGGGGCAAUAUCUGAGGUCUCCGUGCCUCUGAAUGGCCCAUCACUCACCAGAUCUCUCUACUACUUGCUGCUCCUUUCACUCACUCACCAUCACAGCUGUCGCCAUUACCAAUCACUCAUACACUGACGUUGAUGCUGAGGGGCCACUCCUGCUUGCUCACCUGCCCACUUCCUCUGUGCAGUGGCUCUGCUGAGUCCCCACCACUGCCCUGAAAGAGAGGGCAGGAGAGUGAGCAAGGAGCAGCAAACAGUUUCUGUUGUUCCUCCUCACCAGGUACACUUGCUUGCCCAGCAGCUCCUAAAGUGAGUGGGCUGGUGGCAGCAACAAAGGGGAAUUACUCCCGUCACAAGGAGGAGUAAUGGUCAUCCGUUGCCAGGGACCACCGUGUCUGAAGCCCCGCCCCAAUACACACACACACACACACACACACACACACACGAGGCAGCACUGCCUGAAUUUCUAAUUUUGUUCCUUUGAAUAAAUUUGGAGGCCCGGCAAUGUGUCGUUUCAAACAGUGCACUUUCACAUCUCCUGUCAAGUACAUAUAACCAUAAAUACAAGAGGUCCAGGGUAACAGCUGUGGAAAAACUGGUUCAGACUUAAGCUCUGCUAAUUGUUUUGGUUUAGCUCCGCCUAGGGAUCUUGUCAAAUCUGGAUGUUUUGCUGGCUCUUGAUUUCACCUAACGUGGGAAGACGGAUAGGCAAAAAAUGAAACAAAUCAAAGGGAUAUUUAGCCAAGUCAUGGGGGUCUCCUCUCCUUUGCUACAGAUAAUGACAUGGACCUGGGAACUCUCCAAAACAACAUCAACAACACUUUGGACAACGUUUACGAGGAUGGCCUGGAAUCGGACCACAGUAGGCCCCUUUCAAACAGCAAUCCUCUCUGCAACGGUGAACAGGCCAGUCUUCUGACCGGAGGCGAUGUUGUCAAGCGCUCUCAGCCUCUGCUCAUCCAAGCCAAUAGGUACGUGGAGAUGGAGCCAGGAAUUGUGGGAAACUCCAACCAUCGCCCCCAGUGAUUAUUUUGUGUUUAAAAAUGAGAAGGAGUUCUGAGCUGAUUUCUUUUUAUCUCUGGACAUGCGCAGAGUGCAUGGCUCAUUCUGAGCUGACGCUCAGCCCUGGAACAAGACAAAUACAGGUGUAAGGGUCUCUGGGCAUGAACUGAGUUGAUUUCCCUCAUUACUGAGGAGUCACAGUCUGCCUGUCUAGGAGUAGGAGACACAAGUUUCCAGGAGUCCUUGAAACCUGGCCUUCCUCUUUUAAGAAACUGACUGUGCUCCGAGGCACAGUUCCCACCUCAGUCAGGAGCAGGGAAAGAAGUCGUGCAGAUAACCAGCAUGCCGUUUUCUUUGCAAAGCAAGACUACAAAACAAGAAGAUGGAUUACUGAUUUCAUUCACGGUGAAAUUCAUUAGUUGUGUGUGAUCACAGUGGAAGCGGGGGAUCACUGCUUCCAGACAAAGUGUGAGCUUCCUCCUGUGAUAUGAUAGGAAAGAGGGGCUUGAAUAGGCUUGCAGUGGACAAGCAGCUUAAUAGGAUGAAUCUAGGUCAGACAUUCUGUCCCAGAAAUUUGAAGCCCUGAGCAAAAUCCAGAGUCAGUUUGGUGGCUUCUCCUCGGGGGAAGCAUUGAGGAAUUCUGAGAGAAGCCAAGAGGGUUUCGAUAAGAAUUACUUGUGUGUGUAUUUGAGCAGCAUUGAAAGUAGGAAGACUCUCUUAUCCUCAGUCUGAAGGAACCCAUCAUCAUUUCAUCUCUGAAGCUGAAAGCUGGGCUUAACUAGUUCCUGGAAGCAAGACCACUUGGGAUCACACAAAAGCCACUCUGAGCAGCUUCUCUAAGAUGGCUGCUCGGCCGCUGCGAGAAUUGGAUGCCGAGAUGGGCAUUACUCUGAUUCAGCAGCCUCUCCUUAUGUACCUCCCAAGCCUUGUCUCACAGAGGAUACCUCCACAGCACUGUUGACAUGCAGUCUUUCAUGCUCCAUCACAGCUGUGCACGCAUAAAAAGUCUGGCGUGCUGUGCCAGACAGAUUUCGGACUAACUGCCUGUAUGUGGUAUGCACUGGCAGGAAAAGGCAACGUGCAUUGGAGUUAAUCAUUAGCUUCCUUCCCUGCUCGCGGGGCCAGUGCCAUGGUGAGAUGGCACAGCAAGAUUGCUGAGUUGAGUGACUUUUCUGAGGCUGGCUCAGGCCCUUUGCCCAGCAAAUGCAGUGCUUAGUGCCAGAGGCUGGUGAGGGUGGGGACUGAAUCUGACACACUGAAUUGAAAUAUCCAGCUGUAUCAUUGGCUGCGGGUUGGGAACGCGUUAAAAAGGUGCCAAAAAAUGGGGUAGUGAGUGCACAGUUCAGCUUCAUGAGAAGGUUAGCUUUCUUGUUUAAAAAGCAGGUUUCUAAGUAUCUGUAGAAUGCCUUAUGAAAUCUCAGAAAGGUGGCCGAAUAAGAUCUCAAGUGGCUGUGGGCGAGAGGAGACAUAGCUCAUUAUCCGAUGGGCUAAUGCAGCCCAUUAUCAGCAGAACCAGAAUACAAUUUGUGCAAAAUAUUCAGCACAACCAGAAUACAAUUUGUGCAAAAUAAAGAGCAGUCGUGCAAAUUCGGUGGAUUUGUUUUAGUUUAUUCAGGAUUUGGAUUGCCUAGAUGCUGAAUUUGAAUAUCUGUAGAUCUAGCCCUGGCCCUAGAUCUCUAAAGUACAUAAGGGUUUCAGACUUUCUCAUGAACAAAUAGGCUUUACUCACUAACCCAGAAAUCUCGCUCUUUCCCCUUUAUGAGGAUACGGCACUUCAGGCCUGCGUGAUAAUCCUUCUGAUGUGCUUCUUUUUCCUUUAGAAAGCUGAAAGAGGAGGAGGAGCAGCAGCGUGCCUUAUCUUUGCCCUCCAUCCCAAACCCUUUCCCAGAACUCUGCAGCCCCUCCAACUCACCCAUCCUCAGCAACUCCUCCUUGGGUCCAGGCUCACCACGAGAAGGAGGUUCUCAUGUAAGUGUGCCUCUUUACCUUUCGGGAUGGAGGGCGAUCAGAACAGGGCUUCAUUUUUGUCAGGGAACUGCCAUCAGUGCCGGAGGGAGAGAGCAAAAGCCAGAGGGAUUCCAGAGAGCGUCCCAGGAUUGGGAGAGGCAGCCCAUCUUCUGGGGAAGAGAAUCAGCGUAGCACCAGUGGAGAAGGGGGGCAGAUGGGGGAAGCGGCGAGGCGGUCCCAUGACUCCUUGCCGGGGACCAGCGGGGAGAGUAGAGGUCCUCCGCUGCCUACGCCCUCCUUGCGCAGAAGGCUUUCGCGCAGAGAGAGUAGGAGGAGACUAGGCGUCAAAGAGCUUCUUUGCUGGAAGACGUUUAAGAAACGCCCACUGACGGAUUCUGCCAGCGAUUGAGACAGCCACGGGUGAGUGGCUGUCCGGACAGAAAAGGUUCACUCAGGCAACACAGCCAGGUGUUUGCACCGGCUUACGCACCAGCAACCCCUAGAACCACUACAAUUUUGAAACAGGGUUUGCUAAGGCAUGGUAUAGAAGUUCUCUCUUUUGGUGGUGGUGGGGCGCUUGCACAGCCAGCUAGCUACAUGUGAAAUCAAUGAGAGGGCCCCUGAGAAUGUGCAGAGGAUGUUUUCCUUUCCACAGUGAGACGGCAAACAUCUUAGAUGAAGGGCAGGGGCUUGUGGUUUUACAGAGGCUGUGCAAGGUUUGCCCAGAGAUACGUUGUGCCCCCAUCUCCUCCCCACCAUGGGGUUCCUUUCAAUACACAGACUUGAGUACAAAAACAGUACAAAACCCAACCUAAAAAUGAAGAGAGUUAAUGGUGACUGAAAGAGUUGAAGAACCCGUUGCCAUUGUCUCUUGCUCCAAUCCAUUAGGGUAGGGCUCAGCCAGGCAAGGUUAACUACUUGCACCCCAUCCCACAAAAUCGCUAACUUCAGUUUUCAAAAGCACAUGUUUUGUAGAAAAACAAACAAACUGCACAUAACUCGAAACUGGCAAAGUUGUUUCGAAUUGCAAGAAUCAGCAAUAUGACAAUCUUUGAUUAACUUUCUCAAAUGCAAAAGUAAAUGUUUUCACACACAAAUCAUUUUGAACAAUCUGUAUAAAACUGUUCCCCUCAAAGGUCAGUACUGUGCCGCUCCAAGGUCUGUGCCCUUGCCAGCUGCCUAAGUUGGCCUAAUGAUAACUCUGACCCUGAACUGCGCUGGAAAACAUUCAGUAGGGUAUAAGAGUUGUUGUUGUCGCUCCCCCACUCACCCCAUUUCCUCAAUUGCACCCCCUUCUCUUCAUUUCCAUUUAUUGCAAGCCUAGGCUGUGUGUAUGUAGGUUCAGGGCCUCCCUCUCGGCCUUGUUGAUGUGGUGCAAAGGAAAGCAAAGCAAUACAUUUGGCACCAGCUUGGCUGUAGGAGUUGCCGGGAGGAGGCAUACAAGACACCAUCCAACCACCUUAGGGACUCCAGAUUUGUGUAGCCUUUUCUUCUCCCGAAUAUAUCCCACAAGGCCAUGGGUACUGAUUUUUCCUCUCCAGAGAAAAGGAGUCGCAAUGGAGGAAACACAACCUUUCCUUCCCAUUCUUAACACAACCAGAUUCUGUGGUAGGGGCAGCCAAAUUAAUUCUUGCUUUGGGUAGCAAUCCUGUGCGAGCUGGCCUUGCAUUAGGCUUUUCAGCCUCUUCUAAGAGCUGAGAAUCAAACACUUGUCUGGUGUGAUCUGCUGCUUUCCCCCAAACUAUGGACAAGAAGAGCCAGAAAGUAAGAGUUAGAAAUGAGGACUUGUGAGCUAACUGAGCACGAUGGGGCAAGGCUGGUUCCCAUGGGGACUGUUGCCAAGGUUUCAGGUUUUGUUUGGCUAGCCUCUGGGCCUCCUCCGGGAGCCUGUAAUUAUGGGACAGGAGGUCUCCAGCUGCCUGGGAAGUUUUUCAAUCCACCUGAUGCCUCUUGCAGUUUAUAUCAAAGGCCAACAGAGGUGCUUUUCACCUUCACCCAACAGUGAGGAAAACAUGGAUGUUCAUUUUUGUGCACUGUAUACAAAGGAGCUGAUAGGAGACUAGAGAGCAAGACAAACAGACAAACUGCUUCAGUGUUAUCUCGCGGCUUUCCUGCGCUUGAUGCAUUUUCUUUAAAAAGAAUCAAUUUAUGUAUUUAUGCGAUUUAAUAUCCUGCCCUCCAGCUCAGACUUGGGCUCUUACGACGGCUCAUGAUAAAGAACAACAAAAGAAUAAUAAUAAAACCAUGAAAUUGCAGUAGAGCAAGAGAAGGCUUAAAAGAGCAGCAGCAAUUUAUCAGUGGACACCAAUAGAAGAUAAUAGCUGUAUAUCUAUACCCACUUCCUUCAGAGCAAACCCCUUUGUACCAGGGUGAGAGAGCCAGGAUGGUGUAGCAAUUAGUGCAUUGGGCUAGGACCUGCGAGUCUAGGGUUCAAAUCCACGCUCAGCCAGGAAGCUCGCUGGGUAACUUUGGGCCCUUCACGUUCUCUCAAUCUAACCUAUUUUACACAGUUGUUGUGAGGAUAAAAUUGAGCAGGACCAAAUUAAUAACUUUAAAAAAGUUAUUAACUUCCUAUUGGAUGAAUUGCGAAAGGCACAAAGGACCGUUGCAACCUUGCCAUCUUCAGAGGAGCCAUAAGAGUGAUUACCAGCCUUUUCUCUGAAGAGCUCUCAUCCAUCCUUCUAUUUGGAGGCUCUCAGAAUCUUUGCCAGUUUCCAGAUUUACUGGCAGCCCAGCCUGAGAUUACCGUUAAAGUGGAGAUUGACAACAAACACUCCCUUGCCUUUCAUCUGAAGACGGGGUGCCUACUGUUCAUGGUGGGGCCUCCUAAUCCUUCCCCUGGGAUCCCAGCCAGGGUGCUGGUCAGGGAGCGGCGGGAGAGCAUAGGUGUUUAAAGACCAAUUACUUUCCCACAGUCUUCCCCAAGCAGGUCCGUUUUCCCCCUCCGCCAUCUCAAAAGUGGCGUGCGUCAAGAUACGAAGAGCUGCCAUAAGAUUUAACACUGUGUAAUUUUUUAAAACAGAGGUGCCCAGAUGCAUAGUGAACAAGCAGCUUUCCAAAAUACAUAGUAAAUUUCAAACCCAAUCACUCUUGUCUCAUCUCAGCCUGUGGAAAUUCCUCCAGAACAUUGAAGCAGCGUAGCUUGAGCCAGCAUAGAUGGUAAAUUAAUCCAAAAUCCAGCUUAGCUCCUCCUUUCCCGUGUUCCUCCUGUACAUGAUUGAUGGCUUUCAGUUGCAAGUUUCCAUUCCAAUGUAGCAGCCAGGUCAGUCUGGCCUUGGGCUAUCUCCUUUUUCUGGAAAGAAAGCAACUGACCCUCGGGGACGUGCUGCCCUAACAGAUGAUAGGUCCUAUUAGAAGUGUCUGGGUUGCGGAGUCCUUCCUUAAAUGGAGCCCUUGGCCCAUGCACUCGCAUUGUUGGCAUGCCGGCAUAGCGACUUCAACCCGGCCACAAAUCCCUCUUGCGCUAGCCACUGUGUCAUGAGCAAGGUCCUGCUGCAUGGGUGAUGCUUACACAUGUUGGCUGAACCUUUAAGUCAGGCACUCACAAAUGUUAUUUGUCUACUGGGAUAUUGCAGGGGCAUGAAAGUAGCACACGUACUCUCCUCAAGUAGCCUCUCCCAGUCCCCAAAAUAUCAGGAUGGCUGCAGCUAUUGUCACAGCAAUGCAUCAGCCCCGACAGGUGGGAAGAGGACCUGUAUUGAUUGAAAAAAAUAAAGUCCUUUUCAUGGCCCGGGGAGGCUGGUUGAAACAAGGGAGGAAAGAGCCAAGUGGUGACUUGUAAACCCUUCCACUCUGGCUUAGGUCAGGGGCAGGGGACCUUUUUCAGCUCAAGGGCUUAGGGAAUGUGGCCUUGCGAGAGCCCCAAAAGUGAGAUAAAGAGGCUUAGGGGGCUGCUUUUGGUCCCUAAGCCCAUAUCCCUCAAUCGUCCCGCCACAACAUCCUGGAAUUGCAGAAGCCACUCCUGCCUCUGAUUGGAUCCCGGAAUCUCCCAUUUUGGCAGGCCUGAGUGUUAGCAAUUCACUCCUCCCGUUGCUGAUAUGUGGCUGGAUAGUCACAUGUCACAGUUUACUUUCAUGAGCUGGGAAAGUCUGAAGACGAAAGUUAUGUCUUAUCUCUUCCGUUAUGUUGUGCUGUUGUACUUGUUUCUUUCUCUCUCUGUCUGCUGCUGAAGAAGAGGAGAGCAGACGCCAUUAUGAUCUGUCCUGUAAAUAUUGCUUAAUAAAUCCUUAGGAUGCUCACAUUCACGCUUCCAUUUUUUUUUUUUUUUUAUAAUUGAUAUUUAUUGAAUUUUCAAAAAAUAACAACAAAAAUUUCCAAAAAAAAAAAAAUUAGGAUACAAAAAACAAAAACAGUGCAUAAACAAAAAAGAAAAGAAAACCCAGCUGCAAAGAAAGAGAAAAAAAGAGAGAGACAGAAAAACAAAAAUACAAAGUCCUUUACAAUCUCUAUUGACUUCCUUUCUAGACUUCCUCCUCCUCCCCUCUUUUGUUUCUUAAUUUUUAAUUUUUACAGCAAAUCCUUUCUGUUUUUUCAUAACAAUCUGUCAUUACGUUUCCUUAUUCUAUUUUCCCUCUUGUCAUAUAAAAACUUUAAAACUCAUAGCUUAUAUUCAAUAUUUACCAAAUUCUUGCAUCAUUACCUUUUACGAAUCAUUUACCAAUCCUUACUUAAGCCAUGUAAUUUCAUUCAACAUCCUUCAAACAUUUGUAAGCAUUCCCAAUAUUAAAAAAUAAAAAAGAAAAAUUAAUAAGUCAAAUUCAGUCCAGUCAGCUUCCAACCUCCCCUCCCCUGGACCCGGGAUUGUCAGUCCUUUUAACCUCCCUUAACCUGGUUGUCUCGUAUCCGAGGCCCUCAAGUCUCUUUCUUGCCCCUUUCGCCACUCUUGUUGAUGAUUCCUUUCCAGUCGUGGAUGCUCCAGCAAGAAAAUGCUUUUGACCCUUUGCAGCAAGUCCAUCCCAAACCCAUUGCCCAAGCCAGACAGCAAAUAAUACCACUUCAAAUUUCCACAAAGCUUGGAGACUUUGGCUACUCCAAUCCUCUGAUAGCCCAUCACCAGACUCGGAAGGUCCAAAUAACCAUAUGGAGGGGGGUCGAUCCAUCCCCCCAUUUCCAAAUCUGACCACAUUUCAUCUUUCCGAAUCUGGUUUGUCCCAAGUUCAUUUAUCAAGUUCAAAGGCUGAUCUUGCCCGUCCAUAGGUCCCUCCAUCUCUGAAGCCUCCAUCACUACAGCAGGUUCAUAUGCUUGUAUAGCCUUUAACUGAAUUUCAUUUGUUUGCUGCUGUGCUCUGGUAACUUCCAUCCUCAAGGUCGUCUCCUGACGCAUCUGGUCCAGCUGGGCACUUAGUUUUGAAAAACCUUCCAGGAACAAUUGUUCAAGCCUUUGUACUAGCAUUGUCCUUCAAGGUCAAAGAAAAUUCUUUCCCACGAGAGUAGUCCAAUAGUCCUUCUCUUUUAAUCUCUCUGCGUUGCAAUUUCACUAAAUUCCACUAGAUGGAAUUUUUUUUUUUUUAUAUGUAUAAAAAGAAUAAAAGCAACAGCAACAAUCUUUCUUUUUCCAGAAACACUUUAUCCAAAAUUCCCCCUUCCAAAUUCAAGAGGCAACAGUAGAAUCAAAAUGUUACCCUUCUUUUAACUAACUGUCGAGCUGGAUAAACUUCAGAACGUCAAUUCUGACAGCCCGCUCCUGGUUCAGGGCGGUGGAAAAUUGCUUUAUUUUAAACUCACUUCCGCAGGAUUGAAAAGUCCAAAUACAACCCCUUUUUCUCCUGCUGUCAAAGGGGGUUCAGAAAUCUUAGAUGUUGAAUUCUAGUUCUCUUAAAAUUUAAUUUUCAGGCUUUAGUAUAUUUUGUCUUUGCUUUCUUCACAUAACAAAAGAACGGAAGGCGACUUCCUGUUUAGACCUUCCCAUUCCGAGACCCAAUUAAGUUCAAUUUCAAGUCCAAUAUUAUUUGUUUAUUCACCAGUCUUAAAAGUGGUUCAGCUCUUCCAAGAUCAGGUACUCACGGAUAGAUGUUUUAGAUGCCAAAUUGUCCAGGAAAAAGGCAGCGCUCUCCGAUAACGGCAGUGCGGCUUUGCUGCACGGAGGAAGCAGACGACUCACAGCACCACGCACCUCCCACUCCGGAGCCCGUUACCGGGCUCCUGGCGAAGGGGAGAGCGCUCUCGGUGCCCGCCGAGUCCCACGUCCACAGGCUUCGUCCGCCUGUGGUUUUUGCGGGUCCCCGCUGCGCCGUAGCGGCAGGACCCAAGCCUCCGUGCAGCGGGUUCCCUUCAGUCCGAAGGGAAUUCCGCCAUUUUCCGGAGGCGCCACCCCGGAAGCCACACAUUCACGCUUCCAGUUGCCACUGCUAACUCUGCUGAUUAAUAGCAUGCACAGGUCAUCCGACCUGUGUCGCUGAGCACACCAGAAUGAAGAUUGAUGUCCAUUCUGGGGGAGCGCAACACCAGAGGAUGCCCGGAGAGGAUUGUCUCAUACCAGGGCAGUGGGGCCCCCCAGGGCGUAUUCGGACACUGAGGUUCUGCACUCCUGAAUUAGAUGGAGGCAAAAAGAGGACCCAGUUUCUAUACCUCUGAACAGAAUCUAGACCUAAAUGAAUAUUCAUGUAGCCCCGGGCCUUUCGUUAGGAGCCAGCAAAAGCACCAGAUUUCAUUUAAAAACAAAGUUGGCUAUUCCAUUAUUUGCCACCUUCCCCAUGAAACGAGCUUAGAAAAAGGAAGAGGCGAAUUCUGCAACAACUAGAACAGAAGGUUUGGGGCAUCUUAAAAGCUUAACAGGUUGAUUGUGGUGGAAUGGAGUCAGCUUCAUCAGGUGCAUGUAGGGUUGCCCUGCGUUGGCAGGUGUGUCUGUGUCUAUACACACACAGGUAUAGAGGAAAGACAUCGUAAACAGUGAGUCAAAUGUGAAACGGCCAAGAAAUGCAAUAAGUACAGUUUGUGCCCACUCUAAAACAAACAACAAACCCUGCUGUGAUUCAGAGAGAUGUCUAGCCAUGUAACUCCUCUGCCCCAGAAGGUCUGGGGAAUCAAUUGUUGCCUAAUAAUAGAAGAGGAGGCUUAUUUUGAAUAGCACGUAUUUAUGAAGCAAUAGUAAUGGAGAAAAUGUAUUUAAGAUGUGCAGAGUGCAUUUUCCCUUCACCAUUAGAUAACCAUGCCUGGAAUAGAGAGUUGGGCUGUAUUUCAAUAGACAGGAUGUGGCACAGCUCCGAUAACUCUCAUUUAAUAAAUGUAGCACAGAGCCCUGUGAUCUUGUCACACGCCACCCCAAUCUCUGAGUGGGGGUUUCAGGCACUUCCCCGGGGUUCGUGCUUCCUUCAGAAUGAGGCACAGCAGAGACUGUGGUGUCUUUAGGAUAUAUGGUUUAUUUACACACUCAUAUAUACAACCUGAGCCUACCAUGGAGGGGUUCACGGCAUUAACACCCCAAAAGGGUAUUGUUUCUCCCAUAGCCACAGGCUUGGAUUCAGACUGUUUUUUUAUCUCUUGCUUUCCAGCUUGCUGCUUUGCUUCUAUCUCUCAACACUGCAACUCUCUGCUCUCAAUGCUGGCUUUUUCCUUCUAACUGCCUGGAGUUGAAGGAGGCGUCCCCUGCCCAUUUGCCAUCUCCCACAGAGCCCCUUCCUGUGUUCUCCUUAAUGGCCCGUCACCCAGGCUAUCACCUGCCUAGGAGGCUGACUUGGCUAUUCCAAGAAUGGGAAGCCUUGGUUUACUUUUAACACAUGCUGGAUCCAGACUCACAACAAUAUGAUUGUUGUCUUACUUGAGCAAUUGGUUUGCUCCCUCUUGUGGAAUAGUUGGGUUAAGGAGAGAUAAUCUCCAGCUGACUAAGAAAGUAAGAUCAUUGCUGUCAAAGGAGGUCAGUAUCCUGUUUCCAACAGUAGCCAAAAGCAGGUGCUUCAGGAGUUCCCGGUUCCCCACUCCUACUCUACAGCAUGCAAGGGUUCUGUGGCAAAUAUUUGUGAGCACAAAAUUCUUUUAAUAGCUCUCCCCAAUUCACUCCUUCCCCACCCCCCACAAACCUCACCAUGUCUGUGACAGCAGUGUCUCAUACUGAAUGUACCUGGCUUAUAGAAAUGACUCUAGGAACUGAGAACAGAGAUAUUGCAUGUACUCUUGCCGUCUGUGAAAAUCCAUCCACUAAGGGUGUGCUUAACAACUAUUUAAAUAAUUUAUCUUUUAAUGGUUGUUAAGCAACUUCCUGGAUCAGACCAGGGGUCCAUCUAGGCCAGCAUCCUGCUUCCAACAGCAACCAGCCAGAGGUGCCCAGGAUGUCCACAAGCAGGACAUGAAAGCAAGGCAGUCUCCCUUUGCUAUUUGUCUAUCAAGGAUAAUGGCCCUUGCUAGACCUGUCCUAAGCCGUGUAAGCCACUGGCCAUCCCCGGGGGAUAUGCUCAUAGGUCUGAACCAUCCUUCAGCAUUUUUGCUUCUCUCCCUCCCCUCUUAACCUCUGCUCGCUUUCUCCCAGUGUGGUGUAGUGGUUAAGAGUGGUAGUCUUGUAAUCUGGUGAACCGGGUUCACGUCUCCGCUCCUCCACAUGCAGCUGCUGGGUGACCUUGGGCCAGUCACACUUCUCUGAAGUUCUCACUCACCUCACAAAGUGUUUGUUGUGGGGGAGGAAAGGAAAGGAGAAUGUUAGCCACUUUGAGGCUCCUUAGGGUAGUGAUAAAGCGGGAUAUCAAAUCCAAACUCUUCUUCUUCCCCACCCCACAGGUAGUGAAGGUCUACAGUGAAGAUGGCACUUGCCGCUCGCUGGAGGUCACAGCAGGGGCCACGGCUCGUCACGUCUGUGAGAUGCUCGUCCAGAAGACUCACGCUUUGCAUGAUGAGUGCUGGUCCCUAGUGGAGGUCUAUCAGCACUUGGCUCUAGGUAAGGAACGGAGGGGUCUCCUUAAAGCCAGGAUUGAGAGGGCCAGGCUGCCUAUGUUUGUGUGCAUAAACAUGUGCUCUCUCACACACAUUUAUUAUUAGAGGGCAUUAUGACAGAGUUAGGAUCAGGGAUGUGGAAGAAUCAGCGGCAAUGGGAAGAGAAAUUGUCCAUGUUUGUUUAUUCGUCCCAUGCCCAGAACGGAAAUGAAUCCAAGAAAUGCUAUCAGUAUUAGUGGUUGUUGUUUUGAGUCCAGAAACAAUGCAUAAUUGUAUGUGAUUGAUGGUAUUCCCCUUUCUGGUUUGCAUUGUGUUUACUUUGCAAUAGUGUAAUAAUAACUGCAAAACAUUUCACCACAGUGGUCAGUGAGAAAGGGCAAUGAAGUUUUUUUUAUCAGAAGGUGAACUGCAGCAGAACAGAAACAAACUGCUUGUGAUGAAUACGGGGUGGAACGGACACACUUUCUUUUUCUGUGUGCAAGGAAUGUUAUAUUAACUAGCAUGCUUCAUACCCUUUACUAAGCUGUUCUCCAUAUUGGUUGAGCAUGGAAUAGAAAUGAGCUGCUAAAGAGGUUCUUAAACCCAAAUUGCAUUUUUUGUUUCAAUCUCUCUCUGCUCUUAUUUUGCCAGAGCGAUGCCUGGAAGAUCAUGAGUCGGUGGUGGAGGUUCAGGCCACGUGGCCUGUUGGGGGUGACAGCAGGUUUGUCUUCCGGAAGAACUACGCCAAGUAUGAGCUGUUCAAGAGCUCGCCAGUAAGUGUAAUGGACCAUAAAGCCAGGAGGGGAGGCAAUUCUUUCCUCCCAGCAUUAAAUGGAAGCUUCCUGAUCCUCUGCUUUAAAAAAAAACACACCACCCUAAUUCCACAUCUGUUAGCUUGUAUGAAAGGAAAUUGUAGCACCUGCCAGUUUUGAUUAGUAAACGUUUUGUGUUUCACUUUAGAACCCUAAACUCAGUUUCUGCAAAACCUUUAGGUUUUACUACAUUAUUAUUAUUUAUUGAAUUUAUAUACCGCCCUAUACCUGGGGGUUCACAGAAUAAAAUCAAGAUAUAAAAACCACAAAAUACAUCAUAAAAGUAAAAACAACAACCCAAUAGCCCCCCUCCCCCAAAAACACAAAAAAACAUUUCUGCAUUACUUGAAUUUAUAUCACUGGUUGUAAGGUACAACAGAAACCUUUUUUUAUUUUAGUUUUCAAAUAUGAAACAAAUCUUAUUAUACCAAGUGAUAAUGUAAAAAGUACACGACAUUUUAUAUUUUGGGAUGUUCUGCUUCAAAACUACAAAAAUAGUGUUUCUAUAUAUUCGGCCAAACAAACUCAGAAACUCUAUUCAGACCUUCCUACAUUGCUGAAGAAGCACAGGGACAUGUGCUUCAACCUCCCCACCUUAUUUAUUUUUUUGUAACAAAGUUUUUCAUUUUCAUCUUUUCAACAGUUUGGUUGCGUCAAGAUAUAUCUGUUUACAUUAGAGCACACGACAUCAACAGUUAUGUAAAAAUAAAAAUAAAACAACUAUAAACACUCAAAUAAAAGUUUCAGAAUAUAUUAACUACGUUGUGUCAAAGUGUGUAUCCCAAAAUGAAAUGCAGCCACGAAAUGAUGUAUAGUGACGUGUAUUGCUUAGAUUGGUGGCCAUCAAUAACCAUUAGAAAUUAUAUAACUUUAUAGGGAGGGAGGAGGGAGAGGACAGCAACUUUUUACUUCCUACUUACCCUCCCUUUAGGAUCUUAGGCCAGGGAGCAUGUCAUUUGGAUACUGAAUCUUUAUCUGUGUUAUAUUAGGUGUUCUAGACUUAUCAGCAUUAUAGAAUGGGUGCAAGAAAAUUUUAAAGAGAGGGAGAGAAACAACUUGAAGCAAAAAUAGAGCACGUCUUGGCAGUUUCUCUCUCUCUCUCUGCAGUUAUGAGGAUAAUAAACUUCUCCUUAUUUUUACCUUUAAAAAAAUAGCAUUGAGAGCAUUCCCCCUCUUUUGGCACUAGAAACACCAAUACGUGACAGCUUACUAUCCGAAUGGUCUCUGUGUAGUUUUGGAAGGCUCACCCCUUUUCUUUUCUUCUCCAUUGCAGCAGUCACUGUUCCCCGAAGCCAUGGUUUCCAGCUGCCUGGAUGCAGCCAACAAGGGCAUGUCCCAUUCAGAACUUAUACAGGUACAAAACCCACCUGCUUCCUUUCCUCUGCCCAUUCAGACCUGCUCCCAUUCCCAGGUCUUCAUUUAUUUCCAGAAGGAUAAAGCACUGUUCUUGGGUGGCCAUGCUCUUAUGCCUAGCGCAAUUCCACUGGGAAACACUAGGCCAGGGGUCAGCAAACUUUUUCAGCAGGUCCACUGUCCCUCAGACCUUGUGGGGGGCCGGACUAUAUUUUGGGGGGGGGAAAUGAACGAAUUCCUGUGCCCCACAAAUAACCCAGAGAUGCAUUUUAAAUAAAAGCACACAUUCUACACAUGUGAAAACACCACACAGGCCUCACAAAUAACUGAGAGAUGCAUUUUAAAUAAAAGGACACAUUCUACUCAUGUAAAAACACCAGGCAGGCCCCACAAAUAACCCAGAGAUGCAUUUUAAAGAAAAGCACACAUUCUACUCAUGUAAAAACACCAUGCAGGCCUCACAAAUAACCCAGAGGUGCAUUUUAAAGAAAAGCACACAUUCUACUCAUGUAAAAACACGCUGAUUCCCAGACCGUCCGCGAGCUGGCUUGAGAAGGCGAUUGGGCCGGAUCAGGCCCCCGGGCCUUACUUUGCCUACCCAUGCACUAGGCAGCCAGAAGAUGUUGCUGGGGUCUCCUGUAUCCCCAGGGCUGCACUCCUGCACUCCUGAGUGUCUCCCACACAGCUGCACCCUAAACUGAAGGGCUAGUUAUUGCUGCCAACGUGGACUGCCAGCAGCAUUGGCGAUACCAGUUGUCUACCCUUGCCAUCCUUUUUUUUAAACUGACUGCCUUUUUCAGAAUGUGCUGAAUUCAGGAAGCUGCCCCGAAAUCCAAGGUUUCAUGCACCUGAAAGAAGUUGGACGCAAAGUAUGGAAAAGGUUUUACUUCUCCCUACGGCGCUCUGGGCUCUAUUACUCAACCAAAGGCACAUCAAAGGUAAGUGGUGUGCAUUGUGUGGGUGGAAGGGUUGGUGUUUUAGUUCAGUCAUCCAGUCCUGUUUGCAGCCUGUCAGGGCAAUAUUGCUGUGCUCUAUUGGAAAGAACAGCAGCCGUCAAGGAGGCAGGAACGUCUGAACCACCUGGCAAUUUAAUUGAAUAAUGCAGACUCCAGCAGGUACCUUACUGCAGUCGGAAACGGCUGUGUGAAGCUUGAUGCUAAGACCAAUGGCUUAGGAUGUGUUUUGCCAAAAGCUGAAAGUGCCAUACAAACAGCAAACUACCGGAAGCAAAAUUCAUGCCCUUCCAUUUUUCUUGGUAUCUGUAGUUAAAUAAAUCUAAGUUAUGCACCACAGAAAGAGAAAUUAUUGAACCUGAGUAGAAUACUCAGUAAUGAUUUCCCCAACCCUUCACCCACCUUAGAUCAAUAAUCCUUGCAACACCUUUGUAAGGCAGGCUUGUGUUAUUUUCCCUAUGUUACACAUCGGGGGAAGGCACAGGCUGAGAGAUAGUGGCUUGUCUAUGGUCACCUACUGAAUUUAAGGCUGCGAUGAGUUCUGAAUUACUGACUUCUUUCUUAUUCACAACGAAUUUAUAUUAGUUAGUGCUGGGGUGAAGUAUUUGGCCAAGUGAUUUUUGCAAAUGUCAAAGGGUGUCUGGGGGGGUUACGAUAUCCCUUGAAGAUUGGAUUCAUCUUUGGAGGCCUGGCGAAGUUCAAGAAUUUUUGUCUUAGGCAUUAGUUGGCCGAGAGCUUUUUCUUUUUCAAAAAGCCUUCCACACCCUGGGGAAAACCUUCCCACCCAGGAAAGAAUGCCAGGGGAGUGGUGCUAUGUCUUGACCUACCAUUGUUCCUGAGGAUGCUCUUAGAUAAAAGAUAACUGCCCUCUCAGUCAAUGAUGGCUUUGUUAAAAAAAGAGAGAGAGAGAAGAAAAGCCUUCUGCUACUUUGCAUUUAAGCCAAGAAGAAAAUUCUUUAACCCCCCCAGAAAUUUGGCAAAUAUCCACUUCCCACAUUCAUGGAGGAAUAAUGGUCCUGGGAAAGAGGGGGAGUUCCUCCAGAUGUGGCUGGGCUACAGUUUCUAUUAUCCCUGACUAUGCUGGUUGGCGCUGAUGGGAGUUGGAAUCCUACAAUAUCUGGAGGGUAUCGGGUCUCCUAUCCCUGACCUAUGCUAAAUUCUGUACUUGGCCUAGCACAGUGGUUUUCAACCAGUAUGCUGUGGCACGUAGUGUGCCUUGAAUGAUGGUCAGGGGUGCUGUGGGCAACACUGGUCUCUGUCCCUCUUUCUUUCCUUCCCUCCCUUUUCUAAUACCCUCUCACGUCUCUGCUUCCCAAAGGCUUGCACAGCUAUUUAUCGCAGCAGCCCUGGCUAUAAGCUCUGCAGGCGAAUGGUGCCUCUGGGAGGCACCUCUCUUUGGGGUGGGGGCAGCUCAGAGACCAGGGGUGGCAGCUGCCCAGAGAAUUCCCAGGGAGAGGGGAGAGGAAAGGAGGCAGAGGGAACCCUCCACAAGGGAGAGUGUUUGAAAAAGGGCGAGAAGCUGCCAGCUCUGCAGGCAAAGGGUGACAUAGCUGGGCUCCUGAGCCCCACAGGAGUGCCACAGAAAGAAUGUAGUUGGUUAAGGGAGCCAUGGACUCAAAAAGGUUGUCCUAGUGUAAUCCGGAUGCUAAAUUCUUCUUUUAGGCUUAUGUGACCACACAUAUACAGAACAUACCUGGUACCUACCUCAGCAGACAACUGAGAAGUCAGAGUUGGGUAGACCCUCAUGCUGUGGAGCAUAGCAUCACACUUUACAGUGGACACUCAGGUUGCGAACAUGAUCCGUGAGGGAGGCAGGUUCGCAACCUGCAGCGCUGCGUCUGCAGAAACAUGGGUCGCAAUUCGGAGCUUCUGAGCAUGCGCAAAGUGUGGUUUAGUGCUUCUGCGCACUGAAACCCGGAAGUAACCCGUUCCGGUAAUUCCGGGUUCGGCGCAGUGCGCAACCGGAAAAUGUGCGACUUGAAACGUCUGUAACCUGAGGUAUGACUGUAUCUGUUUUUGAUCUUCCUCGUGCCAGGACCCCCGACAUCUACAGUAUUGUGUCGACAUAAACGAAUCCAAUAUCUACUACAUCACCCAAGGCAAAAAGCAGUACAGCACCCCCACAGAAUAUGGCUUUUGCAUCAAGGUAAGAAGGGUGAGAAGCACUCAUUUAAUAGGCACAAAGAGAAGUGCCUGGUGGUAAUACAAUAAUAUAGUGUGUUUAAAAUACAUCCCUGGUUAGAGCAAGCAAUGAGAUGUCUUGGACAGAAUCCAGAAUCAAACCUUACCACAGCCUUUCAAGAUUAUUAAGAUACACACACAUGCUGAUUUUUAAUCAAUACAGUCAAAUUCUGCCUACCCUGCACCCAAAGGUUUUAAUCUUGACUACCGUAUUUUUCGCUCCAUUGAACGCACCGGACCAUAGGACGCACCGGAUCAUAGGAGGGGGAGAACAGGGGGGAAAAAAUUUUCUUGUUCUCCCCCUCUAAAACAAGGUGUGUUCAAGGUACAUUCACCAGAGAUUGUGGGGCUGGCGGUGGGGGGAAGCCACACAUUUCCCCUUAAUUUUUGGAGGGGGAAAUGUGCGUCCUAUAGAACAAAAAAUACGGUAUACACCAGUGUUUCACACAAGUGUGAUAACUGAGGCACACUUAUUUAGAAAAUAACAAUAUUGGAGACACAUGUCACGCUUACACCUGACAAAGCUUACUUUCAGUGUGUGUACAUAUAUCUCUAUCUCUCUAUCUAUACCCACCAUCCCAGGAUCCCUCCCUCCUGUUUCUGCAUGAAUCACUUUUCUGGGCAUGCCUCAAAAUUGGAAAGAGGCAAAUCCAGAGCACUAACUCAUGCAGAGAUGUGGCAGGUACUGUCCCCCGAGGGCGGGUUAUCUUGCUGUGCCCCUGUGUUGGGAUUGAUUGCUUUUCCAGCCAAUCCCAGAGCAGAGAAGGGGCAGAGAGAGCCCCAAUGGAGGCUGAUUAGAAUAAAAGAAAGCCGGAACAGUAAAUCAAAAUAGCGAACUAUGCAGAAAUGCAGACUCGAUGGAUGCAUACUUUUGGAGAAUUUAAUUAUUUAAUCUCUUGAUUUGGUUGAUCCAGAUGGGGAGUGGGUUCUGUGGGUCAGGGCUCAUCCCUAGAGCAAGUGAGUUCUGACAGCUUUCAAAAAAUGGUUGGGUGGGGCAGUCUUUGACCAUCAUUUCAUGUGCACAAUUAUUGCUCUUACCUCUGCAGCCAUGCAAGGCGCGAAGUGGGGCCAAAGGCCUGAAGCUCUUCUGCAGCGAAGACGAGCAAAGUCGCACAUGCUGGAUGGCUGCCUUCCGCCUCUUUAAGGUGCAGGGAACUCUUCUAAAAUAUGACGUGCAUAGAAAAUUCCUCCUUAAUGCAAAGAGCCACUUUAAAGGAAUGGUUUUCAUCAGGAUUGCAGGAUAAGAAGGAAUAGUUAUGCUCCUUGCUCCUUAUCUGUUACAAAUACAGAGGUGCAGGUGGCACAGUGGUCUAAACCACUGAGCCUCUUCGGCUUGCUGAUCAGAAGGUCGACGGUUCAAAUACCCACGACGGGGUGAGCUCCUAUUGCUCUGUCCCAGCUCCAGUUUGAAAGCACACCAGUGCAAGUAGAUAAAUAGGUACCGCUGUGAUGGGAAGGUAAAUGGCGUUUCUGUGCACUCUGGUUUCCAUCACAGUGACCCAUUGCACCAGAAGCGGUUUACUCAUGCUAGCCACAUGACCCAGAAAGCUGUCUGUGGACAAUCGCCAGCUCCCUUACCCUGAAAGCGAGAUGAGUGCCACAACCCCAGAGUUGCCUUUGACUGGACUUAACCGUCCAGGGGCCCUUUACCAUUUUUUUACCUUGCUACAAAUACUAAUUAGCCUGCAAACUGCAAAGUUACUAUUUGCACUUUUAAAAACCCCCAAAAAACUGUACAUGUUAAAUUAAAAGAACCAUUUAAUGUCACAUCAAGUUUGACUCAGGAUUUGGAUUUGAACUUUGACAUACCGAUGUUCAGACCCAGUUCACUACAUCUGUAGUCUUCAAACUGCAUAUUCUGACAAUUUCUGAGGAUGUGUGGACUUCGCGGAGAACACGGUUUCCUGGUAUGGGGGAGGGGAACAAGUUUUUGACCAGAGUUCAUUUGCAGUUUGCAGCCACAGAGAGGUCCUAGUUGGUUUCAGUUUGCACAGAGCAACAGGGAGAUCUGAAAGAUCCCAGUUUGUGCUCCACAUGAAUUUAGUGUGCACCCUAGAAUAUGCCCCAGAUAUCCUUGCAACAUUCAGGGGUUCUAGGAGUGAUGCCUCGGACUCCUAAACAUGUUGGUGUGGAAAGAGUUCCCUGUGGUACAGUUAAACCUUGGCUCCCAAACAUCCCCAAUAACAUACGUUUUGGCUCCCGAAUGCCAAAAACCCGGAAGUAAGUGUUCUGGUUUUCGAAUGUUUUUUGGAAGCCGGAUGUCCAACGCGGCUUCCGCUUGAGUGCAGAAAGCUCCUGCAGCCUACCAGAAGCCGCACCUCGGUCGUCAAACUUUUUGGAAGCCAAAUGGGCUUCCAGAACAGAUUAAGUUUGACAACCGAGGUUUGACUGUAGAAAGUUUGAAAAUCAUGGUGCUACAUGGGGUGACCUGCAGCGAUGGUUGCCUCAUGGGAAAUGUAGUCUCUUGGUUCAAAUAUUGGCAUGAUUACAAGUAUGCUUCUUCCUUGACUUAGAGAGCAAUCCUUUACAUAUCUGCGCAAAAGUUUCACCGAGUUCAGUAAAGGUUUAUCCCUGGUAAGAGAUGCAGUCUCAAAGAGGGGGUUUUUGGGUUGUUUUUUUAAAGAAUCCCUCAAAUAUUUCCCAAUAUGUAGUGUUGCACCCAGCUCUAGCAAAUAGUAAAUGUCAAGGUCACUACCUAGAAUAUUGAUCAUGCUGGGCUGAUGCUGACAGGUUUGCCUACCUCACAGAUACCAAUAGCUAUUCUCCUUUCCGCAGUAUGGCAUACAGCUCUACAGAAACUACCAACAGUGUCAAGCACGGCAAAGAGAAACAGCGUGGAUCGGGCCUGUACCCCUGGUAAGCUCCCUGCUAUGACGGUGUUUCAGAGAUUUUCAUUAUCAGUGGAUAAAGGCAAACAUAAUGUCUGUAGAGUAAGGAUGGACACACCUCCCUGUCAAUUUCUGUUUCUGAUUUUUCCAGUCCUAAGUUUCCUUCCACAUCCGCUUGGAACUUGGUUUCAAAAGCCUGCACACAAAUUCGGACACUGCACAUUUGGACAUAUUUUUGCUUAAGAUGUGCAAUUUUGCUUUAGAUAUGUGUUUUUCCUAACAGUUUUUCCCAAUACAAAACAUUUUUGUAUGUUGCUUUCACUAAUAUGUGGGGUUUUUUUUCCUGCACUUUCCCUGAUGGAUGCAUUCUUAUACACUUGAGCAUUUGCCUUGGGCCUUUAAGGCUACAUAAGAACAUCUCCUGCCAGGAGCUAAUUUGGUGUGCCAAUAGAGGGCAACCCCAACGUUCAGCCCCAGAGGAUCCCUGUCUGCUUUGUGGUACUUUAUGAUCCUUAAAUUCAACUAUGAGCUGUCAGUAAUAACCACUCUGCACCAAGACUUGACAGCAAAAGAAGGCGCUUAAUCUGAAAUACACUCCCAUUGGAGACUCCCCAGGAUUGCAAGCUUUCCCCCUCCCCCACUGGAAAUAGAAGGAUUUAUUUAUUUUAAAUGGCAGGUUAUGUUCUUCUAUUUCAGGUAUUAUUAAUUUGCUUUUCACUGGCUCUUGUACAUGUGUUUUUGACUCUGUCAUUACCUGGCCCGGAGAUAGUCAUCAAGACUUGAUUAAGCACAUCAUUUUAGAAACUGAAUUGCAAUUUGCAUGCUGCCAUUCGGGACCUACUAUUAUUGUAGAGAUCUGUUGCUGAACCCUUUCUAAAAAACAAUCCCAUAGCGGAGCGUGUCGGAUAACACCUUGGUGGCCAUGGACUUCUCGGGUUGUACGGGCCGAGUGAUUGAGAAUCCCAAUGAGGUCCUGUCGGUCGCGUUGGAGGAGGCUCAGGCGUGGAGGGUGAGUCUGCUGUUUGGUUCCUACUUAGAGAUCACAGGGAGCCCGGCGGUCAGUUGGGGAAUGGGGAUCACUACGCUGGGCGUCUUUAUUGAAGCAGGUAUUACAUGGGGCUGUCUCUUAAACUCCACAGUUUGAGCUCCAGCCAUGUGGAGAGCCUAAACAGGGCUGCCUUCAGAUGUCUUCUAAAAGUCUGGUAGUUGUUGUUCUCUUUGACAACUGGUGGGAGGGCCUUCCACAGGCCAGGUGCCACUACCGAGAAGGCUCUCUGCCUGGUUCCCUGUAACUUGGCUUCUUGAAGUGAGGGAACCGCCAGAAGGCCCUUGGCACUGGACCUCAGUGUCUGGGCAGAACGAUGGGGGUGGAGACACUCCUUCAGGUAUACUGGACCGAGGCCCUUUAGGGCUUUAAAGGUCAGCACCAGUACUCUUUGUUCUUUGUGCUGCAGCAGAUUGCUGGCACGACCACCCGUCCAAAUUCAGAAUUUAACAUAAACAAACGUAUUGCUAUUUUUUGGGGGGGGGCACCCCUAUAUGGAACAGGGAAAUGAUAAUUAACAUGGCAAGCUUAACAUACCUGAAACAACCUCCACUGUUUUCCCCACCACGCUUCAGAAGAAGACGACGCACCGAUACAGCCUGCCGACCCCGUUCCAGAGCUCCUCGUUCAGUGCUGGUGAGUACUGAGGGACCCUGGGCGCUGCCUUGUGCUCCAACCACUUGGAGCUGCUGCUUUCAGCUCCAAGCAGCACAGUAUCACCUACAACUGACUGGCGGCAAUUCCCCAGACAGGCCAUCUCCCCAGUCCUACCUGGAAAUGCCAAGGACUGAAGCUGCACAAUUCUGCUCUAAAUCCCAGCGGGCAUUUUAGCUGAUUUCUGGUUUUUAUAACUGAUUUUUUAAUUUUUAAUUGAAUUUCUUGCACACAGCUUUAGAGAAGAUUGUAAUUAAGUGACAGACUUUUUUAAAAAAAAAAUUGCCUAAUUUAGCAUUUCCUAUAAAGGGGCCAAGCUUUGUGGGGCUCAUCUGAAGCCAGGGUACAGCUCGCAUCUGACUGUGUCACCAUCUAUAAAUUCCAUUGCAUGAAAUGUUGAACAUGUGAAGGGGCAGGCUGGAUAAGUGUGUCUCUGUGCAUGUGCAGAUUUAUAUGGUUUCAUCUGAGCCACAGCAUAGCGCCAAGACCCAAUGCUGGCUCAUAUUAAGUGAUAGGGAGGGGUACGCAAGGCUGCCGAGGAUGUAAAUGCUGCCUUGCUCUAUCUGCCAGUGCCAAAUAAUCCUGGCCAGCCCCACAUGUCUAGGAUGAAAGGAUGGGUUUUCCAGUUACCUUGAACCCCAGCAGCCCUCAUUGCGGAGACUAGGGGUUGCAAUUGCAACAAAUACAUUCUUAACACUCCAUUCAAGACUGAGUUUCUGAAAGCUCUUUCCAUUCCUCCCACAGCCAUCCACAGAACCCAGCCAUGGUUCCAUGGACACAUUUCUAGAGAAGACACCCAGCGCCUUAUCGUUCAGCAGGGACUGGUGGACGGGUAGGCUGCUUGCUACAUCUCUCCAAUGCACAACGCUUGUGCAACACAAUCCUAUAUGCAUGCAUACUCGCACAUAGUGCCAUCCCAUUCCUAACCCUUCCCAUCCCAGGGUUAUUGUACAGAACGGGAUUACAUCAAUAUUGCUAAAAGCCAUUUGACCCAGGCUAGACCUGGGAGAGGCAGGCAGUUGCAAAGACAGAAUCUUCUUUCUCAAACAACUGAAGCCCAUCCCAGCAGAGCCUCUGCCAGGCUUAGGCUGUGGGCACUUUGCCGGCUUGAAACGCAGUUGGCCAUUCUUCUUCUCAAUGCCGAUUAAGAGUGGCUUUGGUGAAAAUGCACCAAUAUGGAGUAUUUCGUAGGAAACAACAGGAUAGCUGUGGGUUGUGGCUAACCUUGUGUUCACACCACUUCCCAAACCAGCCUUGGAGAUGUGGCCUUGCACCUUAGGGGAAGAGGAAACUGUCUUUCUAACUGCCCACCUGCCUGUCCACCUGCUGCCUCUUCCAGUUCUUGAAUGAAUUGCAGUCGUACCUCGGAAGUCGAACGGAAUCUGUUCCGGAAGUCUGUUCAACUUCCAAAACGUUCAGAAACCAAGGCGCGGCUUCUGAUUGGCUGCAGGAAGCUCCUGCAGCCAAUCAGAAGCCACGGAACCCGCAAUGGACAUUCAGGUUCCAAAAAACGUUCACAAACCAAAACACUCACUUCCAGGUUUGUGGUGUUUGGGAGCCAAAACGUUCAAGUCGCAAGGCGUUUGGGAUCCAAGGUACGACUGUACGUUCAUUCAUGAUUUUGACUUCAUGUAGUAACUCUCUUUUCUUGGUUAUGGUUUAUAACGGGCUACAAUCUAUGAAGUCAGGCUUAACUGGCAAAUAGAUCACAUUAGGGGUAGAGAACCUGCAACCCUCCCAAAUGCUCUUGAACUCCCAUCUAUCCCAGCCAGAAUGGCUGAUGGUCAGCGAUGAUGUGAGUUGUAGUCCAACAACGUUUGGAGAGCCACGAGGUUUGCAUGGUUAUAAAAAUGGAGAAUGAGCCACAGGCUAAAGAGUUGGGCUUAAUUUGAAAUGAAACCAUCUCACUUCCUUCCUCCCCACCCAGCCCCACUUUAAGCACUGAGUAAUACUGACUGUGUUUACUCCCAGGUAGGUGCAAAUAUACUUGCAGCCUUAGAGACUUGAAGGUCAGCUUCCUGGAGGCAGAGCCAUUUGCCCACCACCAUAAUUACCCCUUCCUACCCUGAACCAGCCCAUGCAAUCCAGAUCAUGCGCUCAGCAAGAGAUACCUUGACAGCAAUAGCUCCAUAUGACUCAUGCAAGCCUGAAAUCAUUUUUUUUCAGGAGGUGGGGACCAGAACUGAGUGUUAGUGGUGUGAUAGUCAUGAGCAUGGAGCCUUGAAGAUGUUAGUGCCAGAGGACCGCGGGGUUGGGCCUCGGCUCACAUACUGCACUGCUCCUCCUUGUGGGCGGAGGAAGAGGCGCAAUGUGCCUUUAACAGCCUUCCUGUUGUCUUGCGGAUUGCAGGGUCUUCCUGCUGCGGGAGAGUCAGCGGAACCCCAAAGGUUUUGUCUUGUCCCUCUGCCACCUGCAGAAGGUGAAGCACUAUCUUAUCCUUCCGGUAAGUGGUCGCAUUAAAGAAUGUACAAAGCUUGCCUUUAUAACACUGCAUUUGGACAGUCAAAUCCUGACUUAGGAAAUAAACCAAGAUAUGCCCGAGCUCCUUGCACCUGCAUGCAGCCCGCUUUGCAUGAGCAGGGAAACAAACUUAGAAGCUGGGGGGGGGGGGAGUGUGCACGAGAGAGAGUGAGAAAGAGAUAGAAAUAUAUUGAGUUUGAGGGAACGUGGUUACCAGACAGGCUUCAAAAGAAUGAACAUAAUUAAGCAAACCAGCCUGGUAUAAGUUACAAGUAGGUAGCCAUGUUGGUCUGCUGUAGUCGAAACAAAAUAAAAAAUUUCCUUCCAGUAGCACCUUAGAGACCAGCUAAGUUUGUUAUUGGUAUGAGCUUUCGUGUGCAUGUAUCUGAAGAAGUGUGCAUGCACACGAAAGCUCAUACCAAUAACAAACUUUGUUGGUCUCUAAAAUGCUACUGGAAGGAAUUUUUUUAUUUUGUUCAGAUUGGUAUAAGGCAGGAAAGACAUCUUGGCAGUACCCUUUCCUGCCAGCAGUGGGAGAACUGAACAGUCACCCAGUCAGGAAUCCUUUGGAGACCUGCACCUUUUCCAGCGCUUUUUUCCCCCCAAGCCAGGCUGGACCCUAACACUAGUUGUGGAGAGCAAGGGCAGGGGGGUUGGAACAUGGCCCUGGCACAUGCACAGUUUCUACUUUGUGUGCUCCCGAAAACUGAGCCCAGACUCCACUGCAGCCUUGCUUUACUCCAGGGGUAGUCAACCUUUUUAUACCUACCGCCCACUAAUGCAUCUUUGUUGAUGGUAAAAUUUCCUUACCACCCAGCAGUGCUCAGUGGAAGCAGGAUUCAGCUUGUGCCGUAGAACCCACUAGUGGGCAGUAGGGACCAGGUUGACAACCCCUGCUUUAUUCUCUUCUGCGCCUUCCCCUCCUGCCAGCAACUCACCAUCUUUUAUGGGUUUCAGAGUGAAGAAGAUGGACACCUCUACUACACCAUGGACGACGGCCAGACUCGCUUUGCUGACUUGAUCCAGCUGGUGGAAUUCCACCAGAUCAACCGCGGCAUCUUGCCUUGCAAGCUUAAGCACUACUGCACAAGCGUCGCCUUAUGA